Pocillopora meandrina is the source of this 44906-nucleotide messenger RNA. The record is from the annotation of a GenBank genome assembly. NCBI's taxonomy places the organism in Eukaryota, Metazoa, Cnidaria, Anthozoa, Scleractinia, Pocilloporidae.
AUGGCAUCAUCAGAGCAGAGUGUAACCAAGACUAGGGUUCCGAAAGUCGCAAAGGUUUGUAUAUCUUACGAUUUUAACGAGAAAUUGAAACAAUUAGUUUGAAUAGUGACAGGAAAACAUGUACACGAGUAUUUAGGAUUCGAUAAGCUACUGCAGCGCAAUCUUCCCAUAUCCGAGCCAUUUCUUUUUAGUUUCAUCGUUCAUUCGUGCACUGAGAAGAGUUAAUAUUUCCUACUUUUUUGACAAAGUUUGAAUACCGCGGUAUUCGACUUUGAGAGUAAACUUCGUGAUCCACGACUUUACAUUAAAAAACUCUUCAACAAUUCGUUCAGGCGACUGGGAUGAUCUGUAAUUUCAAUAAUGAUCAAAUUAAGGUUGUCGGAGAGAGGAAAAUUGCAUGUUAAUGCAAGUUCUCUAGCCUCAUUUGCAUGAUCUGGAUCGUUACUCUCCUUUCUAGUUAUCAUAAAUUUAAUUGUAAAUUGUUUGGGAGAAUUUACAUGCUUGCGAUAUCAAGAAAGCAAACAUGAAGUAACAAGUUUGUUACAGUAGGGAAGUAAAUUGAGUCUGAAGCAUAUGUAUCAAGGCCCAUUGGGUUCACAUUCACCAAAUUCAUAGGUCUUGUUGGAAUGUGAUUGAAGCAUGCGACUCAUCAGGAAGUGUUAUUUAAUACCAGUUACAGCCAUGAGCUUAUAAUCAGCUAAUAAAAUUUUGCAGAAGUUUCUGAGGGUGUCUACUUCAGGGAAUCUUAUUGGGUAUUACAGCCAAAAUUAAUCCCAAGCUCAAACAGUUUACAAUCUUCCUUGUUUUGCUUGAUAUGAUUAUCAAAUUGUUACAACCAGUAUAACACAUCACUAAGUUUGUCUGCUUCAAUUCUUGCCUCCAGUGUAAGACACCUGAAGUUCGUGUUAUCCAUUAAAGAUAAAUUUUGUUUAACUUUAUAUUUUCAGGUGAAGAAUAAAGCCCCAGCACCAGUUCAGAUCACAGCUGAACAACUCUUGAGGGAAGCAAAGGAGAGACAGUUAGAAUUAGUUCCACCAGUAAGUUAAUUCUCAGAUCAAAUUUGUAAUUCUUCUUACUGUCAGCCAUACAAUUCUUAUAAUGUUAGUUCAGAGAAUUCAGUAUUGGAUCAAUUAAUUAUCCCCAAAUUCUUUAUUCUCAUCACUUAUCUAAUUAAUAUUGUAUUGAUAUUGUAAGGAAAAGCUGUUGUUGCCCAAACAUCAAGAUAUUUUAGAUUCUCAAAGUAACGAGAGAAAUUACUCCAGAACAUUAUUUUCAGAACCAUGUUUUCUUUCAAACUCCUUUUAAUUAUAUGAUACAACACACCAUUCUCAACCAAAAUUAAUUGUUAAGAGAAUUGAUUUAAUUGUUUUCUGAUCCACUGAGGAAUUUCAAAUACUUGAUCCCAAAUAAGCAAUUAAUUUUUAUUGGUUUGCUCUGACUUGUUAGUCAACAGCUUCCACUUUUGAAAGAUAAAAUUCACCUUUUAAAGAGAAGUACAUUUACCUUCUGAUGAAAUAUUUCAAUUUAACUUAAAUUCUUUCUUUGUACUUUCUGCAUAAUUCCUUCUUUCCAAUGAUUAAAAUACUCUGGAAAGAAAAACUGUGCAGUGAUACAAAACCUGAAAUCAAUUCAUUUUUUAACAACAUUUUUUAGGUUCUCCAUGAUGAGAACCAGAUUUAUCUAGUAUUUAUUCUACUGGCUACAAUGUCUGCUGAUUUCAGGUGAUUGUUGAAAUAAUUCAUCUUACUAACUGAUAUUUCCUUUCAGCCUCCCAAACAGAAGAUCAGUGAUCCUGAUGAAUUACAGGAAUACAAGCUUCGUAAAAGAAAGGUUUGAUUUAUAAUGAUUGUAGAUAUAUGAAAAUCAUAUAUCUGCACUGCUGUGAAGAAAUGAAUAUGAAAGAUCCUCCUAGCUAUAAACACUACUGAACUAGUAGUUGAAAUAAGACCUGAAAAAAAUUCAGGCCUGUAUGGGAUUUGAACCCAUGACCUCUGCAAUACCCGUGCAGUGCUCUACCAACUGAGCUAACAAGCCAACUGGGAGCUGGUCAUUAAGUUGCAUCCAAAUAAACCAUCCAAGUGAUGAAUAAUGUUGUAGAUAUAUGAAAAUCAUAUAUGUGCACUGUGGUGAAGAAACAAAUAUAAGAGAUCCUCACAGCUAUAAACACUACUGAACUUAGUAGUUAAAAUAAGACCUCAAAAAGGUUUGAUUUAUUUGAUUCAUUAGGAGUUGGAUUAAUUAAUUAAAACUGAUUUUAAAUCAAACUAUUGUUAGUAAUAAUUUGAAAUUACAUGAAUUUAUGACUAUGAUUCUUGUCUUCCAUCUUGUCAGGCAUUUGAGGACAGCCUUCGUAAAAACAGAUCAGUGAUAAGUAACUGGUUAAAAUAUGCUCAGUGGGAGGAGAGUCAAAGAGAAAUUCAAAGGUAGAGGAUGAAUUUGUUAUUUGAUUGAAUAGGUCCAGUUUCUGUAGUGCCUGUGGACUGGAAUUAAUGUGUAAUAUUUAUCACUUUAUGGAAUAUACAUGUAUCUUGCAUAAACCACUUGAACACCAUAACACCAGUAUCCAAAUUCUUCUUACUCUUUCCCAUACAUUUCCUUUAAUACAGAUAAGGAGAAUUUGUUUAACAAUCAAAGCUACUAAGAUUUGUGAUCAUUGUCUAAAUGAAUGAUUCAGCAGUAUUGCUGUAAGGAGAAAUAAGAUGCUGGUCACUCUUAGGGUUUGAAGGGUUAUUAGAAAUAGUGAGGUUUAAGUAUCAGAAAAAUUUUGGGCUUUAAAUAUAGGCCAGGGUAAUCAGGCAAGUGUUUAGAUUCAGAAAAUUUAGGUACAUGUUGAAUAGUUUAUUCCAUUUUUUGUCUGAACACUCCAUACCCUUAGAAAACAAUUUUGUAUCAUCACUGGAUGUGUAAGUGUCAUAUGUUUGUUUUGGUUGAAUUGAGAGGGAAAAAUAAAUAGAAGUAAGGUGAACUUUAACCCUUUACACUCUAGAAUCAAUAUCCACAUUCUCUGUACUUUUCUCUAUAAAUUUCCUUUAGUGCUGACAAGGAGAAUUUGUCGAAUGAUCAAGAGCUGCUUUACUCAGUGAUCAUUUCCUUUAUUCUCAUGACCUCAAUGUUUGACUCUUGGGUGAUAUUAUAAGGAGAAAUUAGAUGCUAGUCACUCCCAGGGGUUAAACAGUUAAAAGUACUAAACAUUUCUGAUCUAUUCUUCUGUUCAGCAGUUAUUGUUUAAUUGAAAUUUAUGAUUUCCUACUGGGAUUAGAAGUAAGAUUGCAUUGAUUUCUCUCUUACAGAGCACGGUCUGUUUAUGAGAGGGCUUUAGAUGUAGACCACAGAAAUAUCACUAUAUGGCUGAAAUAUGCAGAGAUGGAAAUGAAGUGAGUCUGUUCCUGGUUUGACAAGUGGAAAUUGUAUCUUAAUGAAACUAUUUGUAAAUAGUCCAUUUUACAGUUGUGUGCUUAGUUGCCAAGUCUUCGAACAGGAGUGAGGCUAGGGGAAACCUUGUUAUGAUACAAACCUUGCUGCUUUUCUAUUGUAAAUUACUUUGUUAUCAUGCUAACUAAAUACUGGUCUCUAUCACAACAUGGUCACCUUCACCCUCACUCCAAAUCAAAGGCAUGGCAACUAAGCACACAACUGUAAAAUGGCCUAUUAAAACUUAUAUACAGGUGUAGGCUUAAAUAGCAAUUUAUUUCUGGCAAUUAUGGAAGACCUAUGUGCUCCCUCUGUGAAAAGCUGUAUGGAAAGUGAGUCAGAAUUGAAAGCAACUGAGAAAGUGUUCUUGUUCUAAUUAAAAGCAGUGCACAAAGUAGAGGAACAUGACAAGUUGCUUGAUAAGAUAUUGAUUCUGGGUUGUGGGGUCUGGGUUCGAACCUUGAUUGGGUCAAGUUACAGUGCCUCUCUCCACCCAGGAGGGUAAAUGGCAAGAGGAGAACUGUAUAAGAAACUUUACAAGGUGUUAGGAGAGGGAAGAGAAGGGGGGAGGGUGGGUAAUUUGUGAGGGAUUAUCAUCUGUUCUGGAGUCCAGGCAGCAAUGCUACAAGUUACUUUGUGUUGACAAAAUCCAUACAGAGAUACAUGCAUGCUGCAGCAGCUUUUUGGCCUAGUCUUCUAUGCAGACUUAAUUCAUCUCAUUUUCAAAUCUGAGAUUAAAAUUUUACCUCCACAGGCAUCGCCAGAUUAACCAUGCUCGAAACAUCUGGGACAGAGCUGUCACCAUCUUGCCAAGAGUAAACCAGUUUUGGUUAGUACAUAGUGCUUCUUAGUGAUCUGUAUAUAGUUGAGGGUAUUCUGACUUGUAAAGUGCAAGUUGAUCUGCAUCAGUAAAAACAAGGAGUAAUCAAAAAGUGCUUGUGGCAAAGAUAAACUGUCAGAAGAAAAUUGAUCAUGCUAGAUAUGUUCAUUUUGUGUCUUUGAAGCAAACAUUUGAUAGUCAUUUUUUUGUUGUGGCUUCUAAACCCAUUUUCAGAAUAUGAUCUUAUGUUUAAGCUCUCUCCUCAAGCUGUCAUAUAUUUCCUUGAAAUUUAGUUGGGAGAAUUUUGUGGUUUAUCAACAUGAAGAUAUCACCAUCCAGCAGUUUACUUUCUCUCUUCCCAUAACCUGUCUGCAGGAUAUUGGGUCAAAAUUUUGAGAUGAAAUUAUUUUCAAUAUGGAAUAAGAUUUAGAGCUUAAGAGCAGUAUCAUCUGACUUAAAACAGGUACAAGUACACCUACAUGGAAGAGAUGCUCACUAAUGUUGCUGGCGCACGGCAGAUAUUUGAACGAUGGAUGGAAUGGGAGCCGGAUGAACAAGCUUGGCAUUCCUACAUUAACAUGGAGCUCAGAUACAAGGAAGUAGAUCGUGCAAGGAGUAUAUAUGAAAGAUUUGUAAUGGUCCAUCCAGAGGUGAAAAAUUGGGUGAAGUUUGCUAAAUUUGAGGAGCGACAGUCCAAUACAGGUAAAUUUUGAUUUGAAUGAUUUGCGAAUCAUCUUAUUGUUAUAAAUUGUUUUAAUCCUUUAACUUCCAUGAGUGACCAAGAAGGAAUUUCUCCCAACAAUAUCAAUACAGAAUGAAUCAGACCAGUAAUGAGAAUAAAGAAAAAGACCAAUUACUUGGAAACUAUUAUUUGGUCUGAUACCAAAUUCUCUAUACUAAUAUCAUAAGAAUAAUUGUAUGGCAGACAGGAAAGAGAAUUAAUCACAAUCUCUUGUGAGUUUAUCUCUUUACAUUGACUGACCAAAAGGCUUCCACUCGGUAGCUUUUAGUAAGAAUGAAUGAUGGACACAAUUGUAAUAUUUGGAGUCUUAUCCACUGAUUUGAAUAUACAUGACUGUACUUCUUGAUAAUAAGGAAACUUUUAUUUUUUCAGUUGGUGCAAGAGAUGUUUAUGAAAGAGCAGUGGAGUUUUUUGGGGAAGAAAAUGCAGAUGAGAAACUUUUUCUUUCAUUUGCAAAAUUUGAAGAAAACUGCAAAGAGGUAUGGAUAGAGGCUUUGAAAGAGUUAUUACUUGUAGUUAGAAUAAGUUGUUAAGAGAGCAUUAAUUGACACUUCCAUCUUUUAUCAGUUAUUUGGCGCACAUUUAUUUAAGCAAAAAGUGUCUUUUGGUGGCAAGUUAGUGCUAAAAUUGGGGUGCCUCUUAUACAGCUAAGUACUUUUGCACAACAAAAUCUGAAGAUCACAAUUUUAGCAGAACUUACAGUUUAAAAAAAACCAGAAAAGGACUUUAAAUGUUAGUCAUUAACUUUUUUUAGAUUUGGUGGUUCUGAAAAGAACUGGGUGACUCUGAAAAGAACUCUUGAAUUUUUUUGAAAAGAAUAGCAAAUCUACAGUGAUUUGAGUGAACACAAUGGUGGUUGUAUCAUUUAGUGCAUCAUACUUUGGGAUUCCUUGUGAUUGGGUUGAAUUACAGGGUUGUAGAAAGGUAUAUCAAGUGCAAAACCUUAUUUCCUCUAAUUUUCUUAUCUAUUUAUUGUACACAGCAUGAUCGUGUCAGGGUCAUUUUCCAGUAUGCUCUGAAAAUCUUACCAAAAGAGGAGUGCGAAGUAAGUGUGGAUUAUGUGUAUGCUUGUUCUCAGAGGAGCUGCUUUGCUGUUGAUACCUUUUGAAAAAUUAACCUUAGACCCCUAGUCUUCUUGUGCCUAGCAAAUCUUUGCUGUAUCUUCUUCUAAUUCUGGAGUUGCCUCGUACUUAUUUGUUUAAUUUUAUGUUACAUGUAUUUCAGGAGCUAUACAAAGCCUACACUCAACAUGAGAAGAAAUAUGGAGACAGAGGAGGGAUAGAAGAUGUGAUCGUAAGCAAGAGAAAGUUCCAGUAUGAGGAGGUUUGUCAAACUCAUUGAUAAAUGGUAACAACUGUUUUUUAUUAGAUGCAGUUUACUGCAAUUUAACAGAGUUAACAACAAAGAGCAUCAGCAUUCCCUAGUAGUCAGCAGUUUUUGCAUAUUCACAUACGUCGGAAUUCCAUGUGCUCUUCAUUUAAAGCAAUCUUUUGUGUGCUUUGAGCGUGAACUUGCAGUGUUGUUUGAAGUGGCACCUCACUGUCCAGGUAGUUUCCCUUUCCUCCGGGCGGGCUCCUGACUGGAUUGCCAGCUAUGGGAGCAGUCUCCAUCAAUCUAGGAACUGGCUGCCAAUAGGGGAAGCUCCUGGAUGUCUCAGGCACCCAACAUCUACUUAGCAAUGCAGUUGUUAAUCGCAGUGAAACUGUUGUACAAUAUGGCUGGUAGUGCCCAUGGGCAAGUGACAAUAAAUCGUGUGUUUUGAUUGGCUCCCUGAGUGGGCAAGGCCCAUUCAGAUUGCCUGCAUUGAUCCUACACAAGGAAAAAUGUUGCAUGGAGUGGACUUACAAAAUGUACUUAAUGUUUACAGCUUUCUUAUACCUAAUGUCACUGAGAGUUUUGAUAUUUAGUCAUCAAUUUUUAAACCUCUCAUAUCACAUCAUUCUUCAAUUUGUUAAAUAAAAAACAAGCACACACCAUCACAGUUGCCUCUCUUUCCCACAGCAUGCAAAUAUACAAGUCCUUCUUUAUUCUUAUCAAAGCUAAAUUUUUGUUGCUAUAUGAUACUGUUGUAAAUCCGUCAUUGACCAAGCUUGUUCAGUCAAGAUGGCUGGAAAUUAGCCUUGUUCUUUUUUUGCAAAACAUGAAAAAAGAACAGGCCAACAAUGUAUAUAUGAAACUGUUGGCAUCUUCAUAUAUUGGCACUCAAUGUAAUUCUUAUCAUGGACACUUUUCCAUGUUGUAAGAAAAAAUUUAUUGCUUCAGUCUUAUCAUCAGAAAGCUACAUAUUUUAAGGAAUAUCAAGUAUCAUAUGUUUCAUAAUAUGUAUUUGAGGUUAUACAUGUGUAUCUAAAUACAUGCAGGCUCCCUGAGAAUUUUAUAUUUUGAUCAAAUCCUAGUUCUUAGCACAUGUCCACUAGACACAUUGAAAUAUUGUUAGAAGGAGAAUUUCUGCUCUAAUCACUGCUACUUUAACUUCUUAAAGUCAGAGAGGGAAGGUUCCUAGUUCAUUCAGGUGGAUAAAUGUUAUCACCUGUGGGGCAAAAUUACUGAAUGCUGAUUGGCUGAGACAGAGGGCACUUUUAUUUUUCUUAAUCACGAGUGCACUUUUGGUUAUCAAGAGGGCAUGAUUUCUUGAUGCUGAUUGAGCCUUUUUACUGUUUGCAGAAGUGAAUUAUUGAUUGCAAUUUAACUGAAAGAUGCAGUGUAACAUUAGCUGACCUACACACUUUUACAUUUUGCAAAAACAUACAUGCAGGUUCCCUGAGAAUUUAAUAUUCUAUUAUUUAAGAAUACAAAUCUCCUGGCUGAUAAAAUCCUAAUUCUCAGCACAUGUCCACUGGACACAUUUACAAAUUGUCAGAAGGAGAAUUUCUGCUCAAAUCGCUGCGGCUGCUUCAACCCCUUAACCUUUUAAGUCCCAGAAGUGAUUAACAUGUAACUUCUCCCUAUAAUAUGUAAACAUUAUCCAGAAAACAGGUAAUGAGAAUACUCAAACUUAUCAGGUAGAAGUUGUUAUCUUGAUCUAACACCAGAUUUGUGUUACUAAUUCACAAGGAAAUGUGUAGCAGCUGGAGGGGAGAAUUAACAAUCAGAUCUUGGGAGUUAAAGGGUUAAAGUCAAAGGAUAAGGUUCACUGAGCACAUUCAGGUGGAUAUACCUGUUAGGCACAACCUUCUUCUUUUCUUUACCACUGCUAGCAGUAAUUUUGCCCAUUGCGGUCAUUAUAAGUAGAAAGGUGAAGAAGAUGAUUGGAAAUGAACAGAGUUAGAAAAAUACAAUAAGUAAAAUUUUAUACCUAUUUCUGAGAAAAUUUCUAUUUACAUGUAGAAGGUAAUUUUUGAUCAGUAAAUUUUUUGUCAGGGUUAAGGAUUUUGAAUGAAUAAUUUUGGUUGAAAACUCUCACAGGGUGAAAAUUAAUUGUGGUUACCCUUGUCUGGCUAUUGUGUGGAGUGACUGAAAAAAUAAGAUUUGAACUUGAAAUUAUAUACUCCAGAACAUGUAAUUUGUAUAACUUCCUAGUUACAUUGCUAUUGAAACAUAUACACACAUCAGGAUCCGUUGCCAUUUGAAGUGGACCUCAUAAAGCAAUCAAAUGUCUACCUUUUUUUUUUCCUUGGAAAAUGUUUCUAAACUAAAUUGCUGUUAUCCCUUUAACACUUGCAUCAUUUUUCAUUUUCUUUAUACUGUUCUCCAUGUAUUUUUUAAUGUGUUGACAAGGAGACUGUAUUUAACAAUCAAUUAUGGCCUUAAUAUCUGAUUUGGGGGGGAGUAAUUAGAUGCCGGUCACUCUGAGGGUUUGAAGGGUCAUUGCAAUGGUCUCCAAUAAAAAUAUUUUUGGCACUGACCAAGUUCAUGCAAUUGGAUCUGUUGAAGUGUCUAUCUUGAUUCUCUUGUUUUUCAAACCUAGAUGAAACAGUUCCUGAAUGAUCAAAUACUUUUAUACAGUGAUUGUCUCAAUGGAAAGUAUGAGUGAAGUUUUUGAAGGUUCAUAAAGACUGAAGAUUAAUUUGUUAAUAAGCCCUGAAUAAAGUAUAACUAAAAAUUAUAGACAGUGAGUAUAAGUCAAGUAUUUAAAAUAUUUUUAUUCAUCCUGACUACAAAACAUCCAAAAAAGUGAAGUACAGUUUAUUCUUAAAAUUACUACCUGUAUGUACAGUGCAUCAAUUGAUUUAAUUGGUAAAAUGGAAUUAAGAAGGAAAACAAAUCCACCAGAGUGCUAAAUGGGUAUAUCAUAUAAACAUGCAUAUAAAUAUUGAAUAAAUUGCUAAGAAGAAAGUUCAACCUAUUGGAGGCAAACCAGCUGGUUGUUUACAUUACACCGUUUAGAGUUAAACUUUAAAUUGCAUGCAGUGAGUACAAGUCAAGUAUUUAACAUACUUCUUCAGUUAACAUUUUAUUCACCCAAACUAAAAAUCUUCCCCAAAAAAAUUACAUUAAUUUGCUACCUAGAAUUACUGGGACUGUACAGUGUUUCUUUUGAUUAUGAUUGGUAAAUGGAACAAAAAGGGCAGCAAAUUAAGCUGAUAGCUAAAAGAGUACAUUGUACAAACAUAAGUAUUAUUAAAUUGUUAGAAAGUUAAUCUUAUUUAGUCACUAAGGCAAACUAGUUGGUUGUUGACAAAGCACAGGGAAGAAGUUGUUUUUAACCCUUUUAACUCCCACGAGUGACCAAGACAGAAUUUCUCCUUACAAUAUCAAUACAAUGUCAACCACAGAGAGAUGAGAAUAAAUAAAAAUAUCAAUUUGGGGAUAAUUAGUUGACCCAAUACUAAAUUCUCUGAACUAUCAUCUUAAGAAUUGUAUGGUUUUCAGUAAGGAGAAUUACAAAUUUGAUCUGGGAUUUAAAGGGUUAAGACUUCUGGGAAACAAAUCUCAUGGAGUGGAUGGUUAGGACCUGGGAACUCUGGACCUCAAUUCCAGUGGCUUCACCCUUUAACUCCAAGAGGUGAUUAACAUGUAAAUUCUCCUUAUGAUUCCAAUAUGUUAUUUUGUAGAGAGGUUAUGAGAAAAGACAAACUUAUCAGCUGAGGGUAUUAUUCUGAUGUAAUGCCAAAUUCUCUUGUUGGAUGUAUGGCAGUCAGUGGGGAGAUUUACGUAUUGGAUCUUUGAAGUUAAAGGGUGAAGCCACUUGGCGUUGCUCUUUCUACAACUUCCAAUCACAUAACAUUGGAGCAAGCCAUAAAAUAUUUUUACCUAACUACUUAAAACCCCUUUAUGCAAGGCACAGGAGUGUGCUGUUCCUACUGAUUAUGUCUUUAUGGUAGUUCUUUGCCCUAAUAAUGGCUGUGUCUUCCCGAAAUAAAAGAAAGUGAAAGGCAGACGUCACGAAGAAAAGUUAAAUCUAUCUUAGACUCGUUCAUGUUUCCUUUUCUGAAGACAAUUUUCCUAUAUGUCUGGCUGCUCAUGGUGUAUUGGUCAAUCUUGUGCUUACCCCCCUCCCCCUGGUUUCUGUAUUUGCAGGCUAACGAUGCAUUUACACCGUUGAGUGUUUCUGCCACUUGUGAAAUUUUUCCUUAUAAAAAUAAUUCGAUUUUCAUUUUCUCUAUCAUUCAGCAUUUGAAUGAUUCUUAGAAUAGUAUCACAUUCACUUCAGUAUGUAUAUUUUCUUAGCUUUAAGGCUUGUGACUAGUAUACGUCCAUCUGGCGUUGUUACAAUGUGCAGUGGACUUUGUAAAGGAACGGUAGUUUUGCCGCGAAAGUGACCGUCCAAAGAAAAUCGCUGAACUCUGUUAUUGUCUGAGUCACAAACAAGAAGGUUUUUGAAGCCGUCUAAACACAUGCCACGGGGUGAGUUGAACUGUCCUUCUUGAUUCCCUUUUUUGCCAAACUUGUACAGGAAAGUGUUUGACGCAUCAAAUGCUUUUAUGACGUGAUUGUCUCUUUCAGUUACCAGGAAAAUGUUUUUGUAAGGAAUGCAGCUGUAUGGUGUGCUGAGUUUCUCUGGACCACUGUCUCCUACUGUGAAUAUAGCUUCGCCCUCUUUUGACAUUACUUGAACUCUAUUGUUAUGGAAUUCAGUGACAACAAUACGUUCUGUGUCGUCAACACAAACACUAAGUGGGGUUUCAAAGUGUCCUUUUCCCUCACCUUUUUUUCCAAAGGUUUUUAUAACAACUCCUGUCUGGAUAUUUAUAUGUUGAAUUCUAUUAUUGAUUUGAUCUGCAAUAAGAAUUUCUUUGUCGUUUAAAUAUGACGCAUCAACUGGAUUUGUGAAUUGUCCAGGGUGUUUUCCUUUCUCUCCAAAUUGUUCCAAACAUUUCCCUUCUUUAUUGAAUACAAAAACACAGUGUCCAUCAUAAUCUGCAACAGCUAUGUCGCCUUGCUUAUUUAUGGCGAUUCCAAUUGGUCCCUUGAACCCUUGCCCUUGGUUGAACUUCAAGUCUAAUUCACCGACUACAACAAGUUGAUGUUCUUCCACUGGUAUAGUGAACGGAGAGGUCGGAAGAUUUUCGCCAUUAAUCUUCACUUCAACGUCGUAGGCGCCAGGCACUUCAGGUGUAAACUUCAGCCUAAGAUUGCCUUCCCCUUUUUCUUCAACGCUCACGUUUGUGACAUCUUUGGUGGGUUUUAUCAGCAAUUCAACUUGAUCGUUAAGAUCGGCCUGGUUACAAAUCUCUCCCUCUGCUGUUUUUGGACAUAACGUGAACUCUGCUUCUACACCAGCUUGGAAAGUUUGAUGCAGUCCUUCUACAGUUGAUGUAGCUGCUUUUGCCGGUUUUUCGGUGAGUUGAAUAAAACCCAGUUUCAAGUGUUGUUGCGAUGCCGCGGUAAAUUUGACAAAUGUUGUUGGAUGAUGCCUUGAAAUCUCAACUCCACGAAGCUCUUGAAAUUUCUGCUUCAAAGUUGUCUUGGUCUUUAUAAUAUCCCAGCCUGGGCUUCUCUGCACGAGAUUUUCCGCAAACUCAGCCGCUUGGUGUAUUUGUUUUACCAGCGAUUCCAGUUCUUGUUUAGCCGAGUUAAUUUUCUCUAUUCUCUUUCUACGCGUCAUUUCUAAGGACUCUAAGAGCUGUUUUUUUUGCUGUAGCGUCUUUGUGAUCACGUGUUCAGCUGCCUCAGACACUUGUUGCUUAGCGAUUGCGAUAAUCGUUUCCACAUCCUCAGAGGUUUUCUCAAAUUUUCUUAUCUCUUCUUGUAACAAGUUUGCCUUUUCCUUGAUGGUCUGGACGUCCAACAUGAUGAAUUUCGUAUCCUCCUUCGCUGCCUUUUCAAUAUCGUCGAACUCAUGGCAUUGGUGGUUUUUGGCUAAGCAAACAGGACAAAUACACGCUUCGCAGGAAGAGCAGAAAUAUCGCAGUCUUUCUUUCUUGUGUUGCGAGCAAAAUGGCGGCUUCAGCAAGGCCUCACGAUCUUCCCUUUCAAGGAGACCUAACAAACUAUUAUGGAGAAAGCUGGUUGGCAAACAGUCGAAGCGAUUACCUUCUGGUAGAUUGAUUUCCGCCUGACACUCGGGGCAUCUGAAUUUGCCUUGUCUUUGGUUUUGUCUGGCAUGUUCCUCCAAACACUUGCAGCAAAAAGUGUGGAAGCACGAAAUUAUUUUUGGGUCUGUGUAAGUAUCGAGACAAAUUGAACAUGUGACUUGUUUCUUGAGGUUUUCCACGAGAGGUUCCAUCAUGAUCGCCUUGAAGUACAGAUUAUUGAAGAGACGAAUACAAACAGACAAUUGUGAAAUCUAAGGUUUAAUUUCGGAAAAAAAAAAACAGAAAACAGAACAAAGUCUGUGACUGCAGAGUUUUUACGACCAAUCACAUUCAAGGACGUAGUUGAAUUUUUUUGCAUCCUCAUCUGCUAUUUCCUCGUUUAUUAUGAAUCAACUUUGUCGGUAGUGCUGAAACCUUGAAACCGUGGCACGCUCCUUUAAAUGUUUUUACAUGCAGGGCAAGAUUACUGAAUACUGAUUAGCUGAGACAAAAGGCAAUUUUUUUUCCUAAUUACGAGGGCACUUCUUCAAGAGGGCAUUAUUACUUGUUUCUAGUGAGCCUUUUUGCUGUUUGUGGCGACGAUUUAUUGAUUGUAAUUAAAUUGAAUGAAGCAGUGUAACGUUAUGAACUGUUUUCCGCUACUUCUGCCACUUAUCAGGCAAAACGAGGUACGCAAAGACUAAUUGGACAGGGUAACGCCGAAACGGUCUGUCGCGUUCACGAAAAACGGUCGUUUUUUGUGUCCACCCUCACCUGGACGAUCUACAAAUCAGACAGCACAAUCAGUUCACAACGAGACGACAGAUCCGUCGUUUACAGUUGGAUUGUCCGUGUUACUCUUAAAAUUUCAUCGAUGUCCCGUUCGUGAAAAGCAAUUUUGCUGGUGGCUUUACAUAAGGACAGACAGUACUUAAAAAUAAAUUGGAACAAACAGCCAUUGUUUCAGAUUCCCAGAAAUCAAAACAAAGUCCGUGUCAGCUGAUCUAUUUUUGUCCUGUCGCUUUCCUUGGCUUAGUUGAUAUCUUUGUAAAGUUAAGUUGUUUAUCUAUUGCGUCCUGAAAUAAAUAUGUAUUGGACUGAAAACUUUUUAUAUAGAAGUCCUUACUCUAAAGAUCAAGAUAAACGAUAAGAAUCGGUAAAUGUCUUUGCACGUGUGGAGACAAGUAUGCGGAUCAGAUUUUAAAAUGAAUAUGCAAAUUUGUCAGUGUCUGAAAAGGUCUCAUUAAUGAACUUUAUAAAUAAGACGGAAGUGGCCAAGGAACGUUUCGGGAUGAAAGCUUCGUUCAAAACAGUUCUUAAUCUGUUCUUAAUUUCCUUUUAAAAGCGAAAAACGUGCGAAUUUCUUAUGUGCACGACACCCACAAAAUUCAUCAUGCUUAGAUCGUUGUUUACUUGACUUCACGGCCAGAAAAUUGCGCAGCGUUAAGUUAAAAAUUGUGAAAGUUCUACGUUUUGACUCAAAAUCUUCGAUUACACGAUACUUUUUGGACAUCCCUUUACCGAAACAUAAUAUUUACCGGGCCUUGGAAUCUUCAUAAUGUCGUGAGGCCUCGCCUGAAAUUCCGGAAAGUACGGCCCCGAUUUGCAUCGCGUCAGUGAACCGUAGUGUUGUUGGCUCAGUGGUGUUGUUGACUUUUAAGACUUUGAUGUCCAUUCGUUACCGAGCAAAGUAUUCUACAGCAUUUUUGCUUUCCAUUUUGUGUUCCAGAAGGUCUAUCAUGAUCGGAAAAUAACGGAAAAUCCGACUUGAAAAUAUUGAAGACGGACGCACGGACGCACGGACGCCAAUUUUCUAUAUUUUAUCAUUUCUUGUGAACGCUUAAAAUGACGCUUUUCUGUUACACCCCAAAAGGAUUAAAAUAUCGGUGCAAAAGAUAGAUACUGAUUGCUUUAUAGAUUCUCUAACAACAUAGGAAGUGUGGAGACAAAAUUCUGCUUAGUAGGGGAGGUAUGGGGAAAAGUGUCUCUCUCACGAGUCCACCGCGCUGCAUGGGCGGUUAUCGGCGGUUUAGUUGUCAACGUGUUAUUUAAAAGAAGGAAAGAAAUCGUGGCCUGUUACUUAAACGAAAACUUCAGGGCGUUAUGGCAGGGAGAGAUUUAGAUAAGCAAAGUGUAAAAGCGCAAAACGUGCUUGAAAGAUUGAUCAUUUCACGAGAUUAUCGCCCUCCGUAGUUCUUAAAAAUGUGUUCAAAGCUUCUUUCCCUCCUCCCCUUCUUUUUUUAUGAAUUUUUUAUGAAGAGUUAAUCUUUAAGAUUGUUCCACGUUCGUGAAGGACUAAAUUUACAAACUUUAAGCAGUCUACAUACAAGCAACGAAUCUUUGAAAUAUGCUUUUCUUAACAAACAAUUUGUUGAGAAAUACAUUUAAUCCUGUGAACCCGAAACAUUUUUGUUGAUAAAAUUAUUGCUUGAACAAAGUCUGUUUGUGUACGAUGUCUCCAAUGUAAAAGAACUAAACAAAAAAACGUGAAAAAACAAAUUAAAAAACCAUUGACCCAAAAGUAAAAAUAGUGUCUGAACCCAUCUGGACUAGUGGAUUACUUAUAGUAAUCAAAUGUUUCGGCUCAGAAAAUGACCAACUAAACUAAAUUGCUGACAGAUUUCUGUUAGUCCAAUGGUCUUAAAAAGAAAAGAUUCUAGGAGCCGACGUCACUUAUUCCAUGGCGUCUAUUUUAAGUAUCCAUCUAGAUUCCCUUGAUUUCCAAACUUGGGUCAGAAAGUUCCUACGUGAUGAAAUGUUUUUAUGCUGUGAUUUGAAAAUUCAGACAGGCUGAACAUUAAUUUAGUAAUAGGUACUUAACCCUCUUCCCCAAGAGUUACUAGUAUCUAAUAUCUCUUAACAAUUUCACUCCUGAAUUAGAUAUUAAGGUAAAGAGAAUAAAGGAAAUGAUCACCAAUGAAAGAAACUCUAGAUUGUUAAACAAAUUCUCCAUGGCAGCACCUUAGGAAACUUAUAGAGAAGAGUAUAGAGAAAUUGCACACUGAUGUUAGGUUUUUAAGGGUUAAUGGAGUUUAACUUAAAAUUGCAUGCAAUGAGUAGAAGUCAAGUAUUUAACAUAUUGUUAUUCACCUAAACUAACCAUCUACCAAAGCAAAAAAAUGAAAUACCUUUGCUUCCAAGCUUUAUUGAGACUGAAUGUACAGUGUAUCAAUUUAUUAUGAUUGGUAGAUGGAACAAAAAGGACAACAAAUGAACCUUAUCGCUAGUUUGAUAUGUUUUAUAGACAUAAAUAUCAUCAAAAUUGUUGGAAAGUUCAUCUUAUUUAGUCCGCAAGGCAAACUAGUCGGUUGUUUACAGAACACAGGCAAGAAGUUGUUUUUUAAGACUUCUGAGAAAUAAGUAUCAUGGAACGCCAGAGUGGAUGCUUAGGACCUGGGUACUUUAGAUCUCGAUUCCAGAGCCUUCACCCUUAAAAUCCAAGAGAUGAUUGAAAUAUAAAUUCUCCUUAUGAUUCCAAAAUGUUGUCUUGUAGAGAGGUUACGAGAAAAGACAAGCUUAUCAGCUGGUGGGUGUUAUUCUGAUGUAACACCAAAUUCUCUUUUCGGAUUUAUAGAGAAAUGUAUGACAAUUAGUGAGGAGAUAUACUAAUUGGAUCUUUUAAGUCAAAGGGAGAAGCCAUUUGGUCCUUGAAACAUUUUUUCCUAACUACUUGAAACCCCUUGUAGAAGGCACAGAAAUGUGAGGUUCCUAUUGAUCGUGUCUCUAUUUCUGUUGCUUUUUCUCUCUUCAGCGAAGUUUUCUUUAGAUUACAUUAGACCAUGUGGUAGUUCUUUGCCCUGAUAAGGGCUGUCUUUCUGAAGUAUCUGCUUUUCUUAUUCGACCAGAUGAAGUGAAAGGCAGACCUCACGAAGAAAAGUAAAAUCUAUAUCUUAAACUAGUUCAAGUUUCCUUUUCGAAAGAUAUAAUUUUCUUAUAUGUCUGACUGCUCACACACCGAAUUCAUAAAUGGCGUCCUCUCGGAACACAUGAAAACGAGGUCGAAAAAGCCUCUCAACGAAAGGGCAACUUUAUAUCGAGAAGCUUUUCACGGUACUUCAAACUCAGAAUAUUGGCGUUCUUUUGUUUAUUAUUGUUCAUGGUAGAAUAUCUGGGAGACUAUAUGAAAGUUUUGGAGUUUUGAAACCUCGUAAGAAGUCUUUUCUUGUGAAUAAGAACUCGGAAAGAAAACCUGAGAAAACAGUGGAUUCACGUAAUAACAAGGGAUUUUGGGAAGAAUUUCUCUAUAUCAAAUUCCACCCAGGUUUUCUCAAGGCAUUUUAAGGCUGAAGUUUUCAAGACUACUCUAACGCACGAGGUGUCUUAAAAACCGGGAGUAGUACCCUCAAUUUUUGCGUGGAAACGAAGUUCUUCACGAAAACGACCUCCACCUACUCCUCAUUUGACAAAUAGGAAAUAAAUUUUGAUUGAGAAGCUGCAGGAAGGAAGUCUAGAAACUGUUGGAACUUCUAUCGUAAUUCCAUUAUCUUCAUUUUCAUCGACAACAACGACCGAUUUACAACCUCCAGUGACAGAACCAGAUUCUUAUUUCCCCGAGCGUCAAUCCGUGAAAGAUACCAAAAUUUUUGAACUAGAGGACCAGAUUGCUGUAUUGUUAUCCAAGAACAAGAAAUUGGAGGAAGAGGUUUCGUUCUUGGAAGAAAAAUGCUGUGAUCUAAAUGAGACAUGCGUAACACUGCUUUCACUUGAAAAUAUCAAAACAAACACUUCACUUCUAACAUUUUACACUGUUUUUCCAAACUUCUAAACGAUGAUGGCUUUAUUUGAAUUCCUGGACCCUGGUACCAAUGGAGAAAAUAUCAAUUAUUGGUUAUCUGGUAAAAAGACUGUCUAGUCUAAUAGUAGUAAUGAGAAAUUAUGAAAGCAGGGAAGGACAAGAUUCUUACAACCGUUAGAUGAGUUUUUUCUCACAAUUUGUAGACUCAGACAAUGUUUAGCUGAACAACAUCUUGCCAACUUAUUUCAAAUUCCUCAGUCGACUGUCAGUCGAAUUUUUAUUACAUGGAUCAACUUCAUGUACUUAAAACUUGGCCAGCUAAAUAUUUGGCCAUCCAGAAAACUUGUUGAUGAGACAAUGCCAAAGGAUUUCAAGGCUAAGUACCCUUCAAUAAGAGUGAUCAUUGAGUGCACAGAGAUUCGCAGCGGAAUUCCAAGUAGUCUUCUUUUAACUAGUGAACUGUUUAGUUCUUAUAAACACCAUACCUCUUAGAAGGGAUUAGAAGAAAUUUCACCCAAGGGGUCCUUCUCGUUUAUUGGACAGUUGUACACAGCCAGCAUAUCAGACAGGGAAAUGGUUGAGCGCAGUGGUUUUCUAAACCUCCCUUUUUAACUCGUGAAUUGCGCGCAUGCGCAAGAGCGAGUUGUAGAUACGCUGUGGGGAAUAGCACUCGCUCGCUCGAUUGGUCGAUUCCUGUAAACUUUUUUUCGAUUUUAGGCUUUUGGUAGUUUUUGGCGAGCAAUAAACAAACGAAAUGGCGACCUUUGUUGCUAGGAAUAGUGGUGGGGUGAAAAAGAAGCCAAUGAUAAUCUUAAAAUAGUUUUUUUUUUUCGUUUUAGUUUCAACAAGCGGCGCCAGCGAUUGGCAGGCAUGCAAGGAUUCAUACUGAAAUAACAGAACAACCUUCGUUUUUCAUAAAAUUGUAAUUUACAAUCCUUGAACUUGAAAGCAAUCCGAAGAUUCAUUGAAAAUAUCACUUACUGCGAAGCGCUCGGAGUUUACAGAUGUUCAAAAGCUUUUUCUGUUAUGGCGUGAGAUUGAGGAGAAUAUCGAUCACUACGUUUCGUAUCAUGUGUUUUUCCUGUGUGAAACAACAAAAGAUGCCGGCGACUGACGAAAUUACAAGUUAUCACGAAAAUCAAAUAACACCUAAACAAACAAUUUUAGCUACCGAUUUUCAGUGAAUUUUUAAAGAACAAUUUUCUUUUAAGUUUCAAGAUAAUUUGAAGAUUCAAAAUACAUAUUACGUACUAAAAUGCGAAAGUUUUACACCACAAAAUUGAUAAAUAGGCCUGAAAUGAAAUUCUAUCUUGUUAUUGAUUAUACGUUGCCUAGCACGUGACUAAAAUCUUGGUCAUGGGCCAAUUUUGUGCUUACCCCCUCCCCUUAGUUUCUCUAUUUUAAGGCUAAAGAUGCAUUUAAACCGUUGAAUGUUUCUGCCAUUUGUGAAGAAAUUUCUUCUUAAAAAUGAUUCGAUUUUAGUUUUCGCUUACAUACAGCAUUUGAAUGAUUUGUAGAAUAGAAACACAUUCACUUCAGUAUGUAUAUUUUCUUAGCUUUACGGCUUGUGACUAGCAUACGCCCAUCUGGCGCCGUUAUAAUUUGAAGUGGACCUUGUAGAGGAAAGGUAGUUUUGCCUUUAAAGCGGCCGUCUAAAGAAAAUUGCUGAACUCUGUCAUUGAAAUAGUCACAAACAAGAAGGUUAUUAGAGCUGUCUAAACACAUGCCACAGGGCGAGUUGAACUGUCCGUCUUGAUUGCCUUUUUCGCCAAACUUGUACAGGAAAGUGUUUGACGAAUCGAAUGCUUUUAUGACGUGAUUGUCUCUUUCAGUUACCAGGAAAAUGUUUUUGUAAGGAAUGCAGCUGCUUGGUGUGCUGAGAUUCUCUGGACCACUGUCUCCUAUUGUGAAUAGAGCUUCGCCCUCUUUCGACAUUACUUGAACUCUAUUGUUAGAGAAUUCACUGACAACAAUACGUUCUGUAUCGUCAAGGCAAAUACUAAGUGGAGUAUUAAAGUGUCCUUUUCCCUCACCUUUUUUUCCAAAGGUUUUUACAACAGAUCCUGUCUGGAUAUUUAUAUGUUGGAUUCUAUUAUUUGAUUUAUCUGCAAUAAGAAUUUCGUUGUUGUUUAAAAAUAACACUCCAGCUGGAUAUUUGAAUUGUCCAGGAUCUGCUCCUUCUUUUCCAAUUUGUUUUAAACAGAUCCCAUCUUUAUUGAAUACAAAAACACAGUGUCUAAGAUUAUCUACAACAGCUAUGUCGCCUUGCCUGUUUACAGCGAUUCCAGUGGGUCCUUUGAACCCCUGCCCUUUGUUGAACUUCAAGUCCAAUUCACCGACCACGACAAGUUGACGUUGUUUCACUGCCAACGUGAACGGAGAGGUAGAAAGCUUUUCGCCAUUAAUCUUCACCUCAACGCUGUAGGGGCCAGGCACCAUAGGUGUAAAUUUCAGCUUAAGAUUGCCGUCUCCUUUUUCUUCAACACUUUCGUUUGUAACAUCUUUGGUGGGUUUUAUCAGCAAUUCAACUUGAUCGUUAAGAUCGGCCUGGUUACAAAUCUCUCCCUCUGCUGUUUUUAGACAUAACGUAAACUCUGCUUCUACACCAGCCUGGAAAGUUUGAUCCAGUCCUUCUACAGUUGAUGUAGCUGCUUUUGCCGGUUUCUCGGUGAGUUGAAUAAAACCCAGUUUCAAGUCUUGUUGCGAUGCCACGGUAAAUUUGACAAAUGUUGUUGGAUGAUGCCUUGAAACCUCAACUCCACGAAGCUCUUGAAAUUUCUCCUUCAAAGUUGUCUUGGUCUUUAUAAUAUCCCAGACUGGGCUUCUCUGCACGAGAUUUUCCACAAACUGAGCCGCUUGGUGUAUUUGUUUUACCAGCGAUUCCAGUUCUUGUUUAGCCGAGUUAAUUUUCUCUAUUCUCUUUCUACGCGUCAUUUCUAAGGAGUCUAAGAGCUGUUUUUCUUGCUGUCGCGUCUUUGUGAUCACGUGUUGAGCUGCCUCAGACACGUCUUGUUUAGCGAUUGCGAUAAUCAUUUCCACAUCCUCAGAGGUUUUCUCAAGUUUUUCUAUCUCUUCUCGAAACAAGUCUACCUUUUUCUUGAUGGUGUCGACGUUCGACAUGAUGUAUUUCCUAUGCUCCUGCACUGCCUUUUCAAUAACGUCGAACUCAUGGCAUCGGUGAUCUUCGGCGAAGCAAACAGGACAAAUACACGCUUCACAGGAAGAGCAGAAAUAUCGUAGUCUUUCGUUCUUGUGUUGCGAGCAAAAUGGCGGCCUCAGCAAGGCCUCGCGAUCUUCCGUUUCAAGAAGACCUACCAAACUAUUUUGGUGAAAGCUGGUGGGUAAACGGUCGAAGCGAUUACCUUCUGGUAGAUUGAUUUCCGCCUGACACUCGGGGCAUCUGAAUUUGCCUUGUCUGUGGGUUUUGUUGCAUGUUCCUCCAAACACUUGCAACAAAAAAGUGUGGAAGCACGAUAAUAUUUUGGGGUCUUUGUAAGUAUCGAGACAAAUUGAACAUGUGACUUGUUUCUUGAGGUUUUCCACGAGAGGUUCCAUCACGAUCGCCUUGAAGAACAGAUUAUUCAAGCGACGAAUACAAACAGACAAUUGUGCAAUCAAAGAUUUAAUUUUUAACUCCGAGAAAACAGCACAAAGUCCUUGACAGCUAAGUUUUUUUGCGGCCAAUCACAUUCAAGGACGUAGUUGACCUUUUUGUAACGUUAUGUCAGUGUUGUUUCCUCGUGUAAAAUGAAUAGACUUAGUCGGUCGUGCUGAAACCUUGAAACCGUGGAAGGCUCCUUUUAAAUAUUAUCACAAAAUUUCUGAAAGCUGAUUUGCUGAGACUGAUGACAUUUUUUAUCAAUCACGAGGGAUUUUUUGGUAAUCAAUAGGGCAUGAUUACUUAAUGCUGAUUGAGCCUUUUUUAUGUUUGCGGCAACGGUUUAAUGAUUGGAAUUCAACUGAAUGAAGCAGUGUAACGUUAUUAACUGUAUUCAGCCACAUAUGCAGGACUAUAACUUUCCAGCAGUUUUGUCACGCAGAGCGCUCAAAGACUAAUUGGAUAGGCUAACGCCAAAACGGUCUGUCGCGUUCACGAGCAACAGUCGUUUUUGGGUCUACCCUCACCCCGACGAUCAUACAAAUCAUACAACACAAUCGAUUCACAACAAGACAACAGAUAUGUCCUGUGCGGUUAGAGUGUACGUCUUAGUCUUAAACUGUCAUCGAUGUACCGUUCGUGUAAACAAUUUUGCCGGUGGUUUUCUCUAAGAACAGAAAAUGCUUUAAAAAUAUUGGAACAAACAGCCUUUGUUUCCGAUUCCUAGAAAACAACACAAAGUCCGUGUGAGCUGAUCUAUUUUUGUCUUGUCACUUUUGUUUGGCUUAGUUGACCUUUUUGUAACGUUAAACUGAUUAUCUCGUGCGUUUUUAAAAGUAAAUAUCUAUCUGUCUGAAAGCUUUAUUGUUAGAAAAUCCGUUGUUUGAGUUUUAUUUUUAAUGAAAUAGCAAAUAAUUCAUGGCUUGUUACUGAAAGGAAAACUUCGGGGCCUUAUGGCGAGGAGAGAUUUAGAUAAGCAAGGUUGAAAAGCUCUAAACGUGCUUGAGAGACUCUCAUCAUUUAACGAUAUUAUCGCCCUUCAUUGUUCUUAUAAAUGUGUUUAAAGCUUCUUUCCCUCUUCCCCUUGUUUUUUCAUCAAUUUUCUGUCUACUGUCAGAUUCGGUCUUAAAGAUUGUUCCACACUCGUGAAGGACUAAAUUUACAAAUUUUGAGCAGUCUACGUACAGGCGACGCUUCUUUGAAAUAUGCUUUCAUUAUCAAACAAUUUGUUGAGAUAUGCAUUUAAUCCUGUGAACCCGUAACAUUUUUGUUGCUAAAUUGUUGCUAGAACAAGUUUUUGUAGAAAAGGUCGUUGUCGACAGGUUGUUCUCUAAAGACUGUUUGUGUAAGAAAUUUGCUUUAAAAUAUGAAUGAUUCGACUUUAGUGUCUGCUGGCAUACAUGCAGCAUUGAAUGAUUCGUAGAAUAGUAACACAUUCACUUCAGUAUAUAUAUUUUCUUAGCUACAAGGCUUGUGACUAGUAUACGCCCAUCUGGCGCUGUUAUAAUUUGAAAUGGACUUUGUAAAGGAACGGUAGUUUUGCCCGUAAAGUGACCGUCCAAAGAAAAUUGCUGAACUCUGUUAUUGAAAUAGUCACAAACAAGAAGGUUAUUAGGGCCGUCUAAACACAUGCCACGGGGUGAGUUGAACUGUCCAUCUUGAUUCCCUUUUUCGCCAAACUUGUACAGGAAAGUGUUUGACGGAUCAAAUGCUUUUAUGACGUGAUUGUCUCUUUCAGUUACCAGGAAAAUGUUUUUGUAAGGGACGCAGCUGUAUGGUGUGCUGAGUUUCUCUGGACCACUGUCUCCUAUUGUGAAUAGAGCUUCGCCCUUUUUUGACAUUACUUGAACUCUGUUGUUAGAGAAUUCACUGACUACAAUACGGUCUGUAUCAUCAAGGCGAAUACGAAGUGGAUUCUUGAAGUGUCCUUUUCCCUCACCUUUUUUUCCAAAGGUUUUUACAACAGAUCCUGUCUGGAUAUUUAUAUGUUGGAUUCUAUUAUUUGCUUGAUCUGCAAUUAGUAAUUCGUUGUUGUUUAAAAAUAACACAUCAUAUGGAUAUUUAAAUUGUCCAGGAUGUGUUCCUUCUUUUCCAAUUUGUUUUGAACAGUUCCCUUCUUUAUUGAAUACAAAAACACAGUGUCCAAGAUUAUCUACAACAGCUAUGUCGCCUUGCGUGUUUACAGCGAUUCCAGUUUGUCGCUUGAACUCCUGCCCUUGGUUGAACUUCAAGUCCAACUCACCAACUACGACAAGUUGACGUUCUUUCACUGCCAAAGGGAACGGAGAGGUAGAAAGCUUUUCGCCAUUAAUCUUCACCUCAACGCUGUAGGCGCCAGGCACUUUAGGUGUAAACUUCACCGUAAGAUUUCCGUCUCCUUUUUCGUGAACAGUCACGUUUGUGACAUCUUCGGUGGGUUUUAUUAGCAAUUCAACUUGAUCGUUAAGGUCGGCCUGGUUACUAAUAUCUCCUUCUGAUGUGUUUGGACACAAGGUAAACUCUGCUUCUACACCAGCUUGGAAAGUUCGGUCCAGUCCUUUUACAAUUGAUUCAGCUGCGAGUUGAAUAAAACCCAGUUUCAAGUCUUGUUGGGAUGCCGCGUUAAAUUUGGCAAAUGUAGUCUGGUGAUGUUUUGGAACUUCAACCCCACGAAGCUCUUGAAAUUUCUGCCUCAAAGCUUCUUUGUUCAGCAUUAUAUCCGAGCUUGAGCUUCUCUGCACCAGAUUCUCCGCAAACUCAGCUGCUUGGCUUAUUUGUUUUACUAAGGAUUUUACUUCCUGUUUAGCCGCGUUAAUCUUCUCAAGUCUCGACAUGCGUGUUGUUUCCAGGGAUACAAUCGCUUCUCGCUCGCGCUGUCGAAUGUUUGCUAUCAUUUGUUCGGCUGUUCGCGAGACUUCUCGCUUGGCUGUUGCGAAAUUUCUAUCAAGCUCAGAAAUCGUUUCUUCGAACUCCUUGAUGACUUGACAAAGUUGGGUUUCUUUUUCCUUGAUGAUCUUAGCGCCAGACAUGAUGUUUUCUUUUUCGUCGUGUGCUGCUUUGUCGAACAAAACGGCGAUGUAGUUUUGAUGAUCCGUGACAAUGCAGAUUGGACAAAUGCAAACUUGACACUGCGAGCAAAAGAACCGUGUGACUUCUUUCUCGUGGAACUGUUGUGGGCAAAAUGGCUGUCGCUUCAGUAGUGCUUCGUAAUCCUCUUCUUUAAAGUCUUCAACUGGCGUGACUUUGUGUCCCUCAAACGUUGCAAUCAGCAGUUGAUGCGCAUUGAAACAAUCCAGGCACAUGAAUCGUCCGCAAUCAAAGCAAUAGUACAUCUGAGAGUUGGUUUUUCUGCAAUGGGAACAAGCAAUGCUACUUGCAUUACCACUUUGUCGAACGGCGAGGAGACUCGACAAACUUUUGUGGAAAAAACUGAUGGGCAAAUGGUCGAAGCGGUUUCCUUCUGGUAAAUCGAUUUCCGCGUGACACUCCGGGCAUCGGAAUUUUCCUUGCCUCUGGCUCAUUAUCGCAUGCUUCUCUAAACACUUGCAACAAAACGUGUGAAGACAUGAAAUAGUUUUAGGUUCGGUGUAAGUAUCAAGACAGAUUGAGCAAGUAACUUGCUUCUUGAGAUCUUUCAAAAGAGACUCCAUCUUCAAAGCGAAUCAAAGUAGACUGUCAGGAGACUCUUAAUACAAUUUUUAGGUUUCCAUGAAAACAGAACAAAGUCCGUAUCGACUGAUUGCCACUGACCAAUCAAACUCUUUGUUUUGGCUGACCUUUUUAAACCCUAAAGUGAUAUUCUUCUGAAAGUCACGGUUUGGCAAUUUGUGAAAAAUUUCCUCCCAACUUUUGAGGAUCUUCAUUUGGACUCUGCCUUAUACUUGCUCAUUCUUUGGUUUCGACUUUUUAUGUUUUCCUCUCUUACCUCAUUUUUUUCCUUAGAAUGCUUUCAGGUGAAGUUAAUUUGUCACUUCACAGGAAAGGACUUAGUAAAAUUAAACUUAGUAAAAUUAAAAAAUAUCAUGAAAAUGUUUUUUAACAUGGAUGAUUGUUUCUAUAGUUUUGGGGGCUGAUGGAAAAAAACAAAAAGAAAAGAAAAAAAGAAGCAGUGUGUGAUGUUUGUUGCAAAUUCCGUGCGAGAAGGAACAAGGUCACGCAUUGUUUAACUUCAGGCGUUCAGCCGAAAUUAUUCAAGUGCCUUUGUAGCAAUUCGUUUUGACUUCGUCCUUUUAGAGGUUCUCUUUGGCAAGUCACCUCGUCAAGUUAUCUAUUCAAGCAAGAAGCUAAUCUUUCCUUAGCUGUCUUGCCUUUUUUCGAUAUAGCAAUAGUAGGGCGAGGAAACGCGAAGCGAGCACGCUUGAGCCACCCCGUGCUAGAGAAAAGGAAUACAAAUCACUACCCACAGUCCCUUGCAUGCGCGAUCGUUAAAUUUUCCGGUAAGGCUCCUAUGUCUUUCGUGCUCUGGGCGGGGAUUUAAAUCUGUGAAGGGACAAGGGAAAAAAAUUCGUCUUAAACUCAUUUUCGUUCAAAAGUCUCUUUUUUAAAUAACCGGUAUUUCAGUUAGUUGAGCCGGGCGAUAUGUCAAGGAAAAACGUAUCACAAUUUUUCCUCCACACUGCCAGAGAAAAGUGUUAAAGGGAAAGCCUGUAGCAUGCAGCUUCAUUUUAGGUCAUGUCAAACCUAGCAUAUACAACUAGUACAUUAAAUCUUCUAUUUUUCGUUUUAUUCACCAGGAGGUGAAAACAAAUCCGAAUAAUUACGACGCGUGGUUUGAUUACCUUCGUCUGAUGGAAAGUGAGGCAGAUCCCGAUGCAGUGAGAGAAGUUUACGAAAGAGCCAUCGCCAAUAUUCCACCCGCCGAGGAGAAGUGUUUAUGGAGACGAUACAUUUACCUGUGGAUCAACUAUGCGCUGUACGAAGAACUUCUGGCCAAGGUUUGUUCUAUUUUUGCAGCUGUUGGCCUACGCAGAUGUAGAUCAAGUCUGCAGAAGAAACUAACUCGUAUAAGUUCUUCAUCUUAACCCGUGUUUUGUUACCUAAGGUGGAUUAGAGUUUUGUCAAUAUCCUUCCAUGGAAAGCUAGUCCAUCUUAGUUCACCCUACUCCCCAGGUUUUUUUUUACCCCCCUCCCCUCCCUGAGCAUUUCCUUAGGUUUUCAUGGCAGUUCACUAGUACUCACUCGGACUUGUACCCCUGGGUGAAAAGAAGCACUACAAAAUUAAAGUUUCAUGCUUAUGAACGAAACACAAUGAAGGGUCGAACACAGACCUCUAGUUCCAGAGUUUAGCAAGUGAACUAUUAGAAAUUUGUGCCAACGCUUCUCCAAAGUGCAGAGGUAAAAUAUAUUCCGCAUUGAAAACUUAAAGUUUUCUUAUGUCCGUCUGAUUCUUGUUGUUACAGGACAUGGACCGCACAAGACAGGUGUAUCGUGCAUGUUUGGAUCUUAUACCACACAAGAAGGUAAACAACUGUUGAGAACUACCUUAUUUGCGGUGCGUAGCGGUUGUUAUAUCCUGUACUAUACUACUGCUUGAACAUUACAACGUUCCCUACUCUGUCUAAUUAUUUCUGAAACCCUAAUUCUCCCAACUAAUAACCAAUCAUUUCUUUGUUGGGUAUCCAUAGGAAUUUAUUGUUGUAUCAGGACAAUGUUCCCAAGUCUAUAAUCCCUUUACGUCUUCAUACGGCUUGACAGAGUAAAACUUAAACUAGGAUUUUUUCAUGUUGUUGGAAACUUUGCUUUUCCAUUUAAGUAUUAUUUUGGUGUCUUUAAUUUGUUCUUAAAAGGAUAAGCAAGGUUUUGGAUAUAUUUCGGUUUCUUUUUAACGAGAAUAAGCAGUGAAUGUCUGUUUUUUAUUUUUUCAUUUCCAGUUCACUUUCGGUAAAGUCUGGCUAUUGUAUGCACAGUUUGAAAUCCGUCAGAAGGAUCUCAAGGCAGCACGGCAGGCGUUGGUGAGUGUCAUGGGUGAUUUCAUUAUCUGGAUGAAUAGGGCGGGCGGGCGCAGUCUUGCUCAAAAGUGGGUGAGAAGGGAACCGUUUGCAGAUCAGAUUGUGUUGAUUCUUGUUUCGUCCCUAUUUAUUUUAAAGUGUUCUUCUGCAAGACAGUUACUUUCACAAUGCCUCUCUGAACCAAGAGGUAUGAUUGGGUAUCGGCGAACUGUUUGGGAAAACCUUACGAGGGUGCUUGGUGCAAAGUUGACUGCAGUGGACAAUACUUUAGAUGGCUUGAUGCCAACGAAAACGAUCUUGGCUGGUAGAAAUGCAAAGAUUUGUUGUGAACGCAAACUCACGAUCCGCCUAAUCCAUUAGCGCACUAGAGUUCCACGACUCUUCCCACGAAAUUAGUGGUUUACAUCGACGAAGAUAAUCGCAGAUUUCUUAGAAUGAAGUUACUAUGAGUAGCGUUACUCCUCCUGGAUAUGUGGUAGUUCAUCGUAGGCUUCCAACCUCCCCCCCCUCCAAUUUUCUGUGGAUCCUCGCCUGUACCUAUUUAACCCCUUAACUUCUAAAAUCUCAUUAGUAAUUCUCCUUACUGUCUGCCAAUGAUUCUCAUUAUUUUAUUUUGGAGAAUUUGGUAUCGGAUCAAUUAGCAAUCCCAUAAUUGAUAUUUUUCUUUAUUCUCGUCACUUGUCUGCAUAAUAUUGUAAAGAAAUAGCGAGGAAAAAUUCUGUCUUGGUCACUCACGAGAGUUAAAGGGUUGAGGCCUACUGAAUGGAGGGAGAUGGAGGGAGGUACUAUGUCUCAUCAAGACAUAAACAAUGGGACAUCGUUUUCUCCUGGCCCCAUCCAACAACAUAAAAAGUGGCCUGGUCUGGAACUUUCAAUCCGUGUUCCAGCUUCCCGAACUGCCAGUCCAGUCCAUUGAGUCUCACACACGCUCUGCUAAUGUAUUAUUUGUGUUCGUCACAGGGCACAGCGAUCGGGAAAUGUCCCAAAGACCGACUCUUCCGAGAAUACAUCGGUCUCGAGUUACAGGUGAGUAGAAAGAUUAUGAAAAGGAACUCUAAGGAGUUGAGACCUUAAUCUAAAAAUCUUUAUCGAAGUGAUUUUCUAAGCCUUCCCCCUUCCACUCCUUAACCAUUUCAAUUCGUAUUUUUUCUCGACUUUUUGUGUUUGUUAGAAAUAUUGGUUACUUUUUUAGCUGACACGAAUUGCGACUCCGUGACGGUGUCUCUAGUUACCCUUUGUGAUGCAAAUUCUGCCUCUUUGUCCGUUUGCUUUUAACAGCUUCGAGAAUUUGAUCGCUGUCGUAAGUUGUACGAGAAAUUCCUGGAGUUUAAUCCUGCAAAUUGUACCACAUGGGUCAAGGUUAGGAGAGUGUGUUUUCUGUUGUUGUUGUUGAAGUAGUUGUUUUUUUACUGUUUUAUAAGGGCAUGAAUACUAACAAACAGGGACCUUAACCAGGACCUAAGGAAGGCUGAUAAAUGAUCACAGUUUUGAAUUUGGCUGAGCUAUUGUUCUGCUCAUUAGAUCUUUUGUUUUUCCACAUCCUCAUUGCUGUCGAGGCUGGGGUUAGCUUAACGUCCUCAAUGAUCAAGCUAUGGAACGAAAUUAAAUUGACGACUUCUUUAUUAAAUUUGGCAGUCAAGGAAGACAAUGUGUAAGAUAUGUAAAAGAGGUGAAGUACCGUGGAAUAAUAAUUCGUUUAAGACAAUAGAUUAACCCUUAAAAUCCCAAGAUAAGAUUGUCAAUUCUCUCCUUUAGCUGCAACACAUUUCCUCGUAAAUUAGUUGGGAGAAUUGUGUGUUAGAUCAAGAUAUAGACUUCUACCUGAUAAGUUUGAAUUUGCUAGAUAAUGUAUUCAUAUUAUAGGGAGAAGUUACACGUUGAGCACCCAAUGGGAGUGAAAGGGUUAACUUGCAAAUAGAGCACUUUUCGAUCGAGGCAAUGAGAGAUCGACGAUAGUGAACCGCUGGUAGUCGGCUGUUAUUGAAACCUUUGCUCUGUUUUCUCCUUUUUUCUGUUUUUAGUACGCUGAACUGGAAACCAUUCUUGGCGAUACUGACAGGGCACGUGCGCUGUUUGAAUUGGCUGUUAACCAACCUUUGCUUGAUAUGCCCGAGGUAAUGUAUUGCAAUGAAGGGUGUAUUUAACUCAACGCACGGCAUAUUCUGUUUUUUCUGCUGUGGGGAAAGCUGCGCGGUGUUUCCAUUCCAUCUCGGAAGAGUAACAAUACUUUUGGUCUCUCAUUAUGCUCUCGAAACUUGAAUAAACUUCGACGGAUAUGCAAAUUUGUGGAACCUCUAUUAAGCGGCAUCAUAUUUAGCGGUGGGUUGUCAAAGUCCCGAAUUAGUCUCCCCUUAAUUACUGUAAUUUUCACCUUGCAUUAAAACCGGAAGUUAUGUUUUCACGAGAAGUUAGUAGUUCAUCAUUUUUAGUGAAAAUGCUUCACUUCCUUUCGACUAUUAACAUUCGUAUUCUUAAAAUUUGUUUCAAGCACGAGUACGCGGUGUAAGUUCCUCUUUUUGAAGGUUAUGUAGAAAUAGAGAAUCACUCUCGCAGAACGGAAGUGACGUUGACAGAGUACUAACUACUAACUAAAAUACUAACAGUGUUACUCAUUUCUGUGAGUCUGAUUAGCAGCAACAAGUGAAUAAUUGUAGUUUUUGUUGUUCUCAGGUUUUGUGGAAAGCUUACAUAGAUUUUGAGAUAAACUUGGAAGAGUACGACAAAACACGAGAUCUGUAUGAGAGGCUACUAAAACGAACGCAACACGUCAAGGUAGUAUUUUUAAAUUAUUUUUCCCUAAAUUAUAUCUCUGCGAUUUUGUUGAAUCUCUUGUACAAGAGCAGAUAUUUCCAUUAUGUCCUUCUAUUCGUGUAUGAUUGUUUUUAGUGCCUCGCAAAAGUGUACUGUGUCGUUAAUUUCAUCAUGAUGUUAAUUAACCGCCACAUGUCGAAGCAAAUUUGCAGCCACGUUUCCCUGUAUUCACUUUAUAGGUUUGGAUUAGUUUUGCACAGUUCGAGGCCUCUACAGCAACCGAUGAAAACAUCAUACAAGCAAGGUGUGUAAAAAGUUCAUAGGAGGAAAGCCUACGGUCACGCAACGCCCGAUGAACCUUUGCGGAGAGCCCCAGAGUGGACUACCCAAUGGAAGAUUUAUUUGUCCUGUAGGAGAGGAUUCAUGAUGGAAUAUUUAAGUUGAAAUAGUUCUAUUGCUUUAAAUGCUAUCAAAAAAUCUGUGAAAUGGAAUCCUCACCUUUCUCUAUUUUGUUUGUACUAUAAAUAUUAUUUUUCAGGACUGUUUACGAACGCGCCAGCAAAUCUCUCAGAAACGCAGAGGAGAAAGAAGAACGAGUGAUGGUACUGGAAGCCUGGAAAGAGUUCGAGGUAUUAUUAAAAUUGGUUGUAUGAAUAAGGAAACUUUUUUUGAAAGGUCGAAUCCGAUUUAAUUUUAUCAUUUUGAUCCUCUAGGACGAAUAUGGAGACGAAAGCUCACUAGAAAAAAUAAAGAAAAAGAUGCCUCGCCGAGUAAAGAAGAGGAGAAAAGUACAAACGGACGACGGAGUAAGAAAUCUCUUCAAACUUCUUCAAGUAACUUUGAUUGUCUGUCGUCACGCAAUCCGUUGCCUAAGCCAAAAUGUCGCGUGACAUAUCGAUUCUGUUUUCAAUUUGCUUACGAUUUUGUUCCAAAUGUGGCUGUUAUCAGAGAUAAUUCGUAGCUGCGUGUAUAAUAUUUUAGCCUCACUGCAAUUUUCUUUUCUCUUUGUUAGAUCUUACGUUGUUUUGAAAGACUAUUAAAAAUAUUUUUCCUUGCAGUCAGACGCUGGAUGGGAAGAAUACUAUGAUUACAUCUUUCCUGACGAUGAAGCCAACAUGCCUAACUUUAAACUGCUCCAGAUGGCUAGGCUUUGGAAAAAGAACCAAGAAAAAAUGGAAUAAUUAUUUGUUGUUGUUGUUGUGGCUACUGUUUUUUUUUGCUGUCGUAUGAAUAUCACUAAUUGUGUGCAGAAUGUUUACCAAACAAUAGAAUAAAACUUCAAUCUGUUCACUGUAAAGUGUUGAGGUCAGUCCUAAAGGAGUGGUUUGUAGUUUGACAAGGGGUGGGGGUGGGGAUGGGGUAGAAGUAUCAGAGGGGGAGGUGUAAGGGGCACAAAUGUGACUUCAUGAGUUCGUGACGUCCAAACUAAUUUGCUGACAGAUCUCUGUUAUCCCUUUAAUACUAGCAUCGGUAUGCAUAUUGUCUUUACUGUUCUCUAUGCAUUUCUUAGGGUAUUGACAAGGAGACUAUUUAACAAUCAAGAGCUUCUCUAGUUGGUGAUCCCCUCCUUAAUUGUUGUGACCUUAAUAUUUGAUUCGGGGGGGAGAAGGGGGAAGGGGGUAAUUAGAUACUGGUCACUCUUAGGGUUUGAAGGGUCAUUGCAAUGGUCUCAGACAAAAUUAUUUUUGGAGCUGACCAAAUUCAUGCGAUUGGAUCUGUUGAAGUGUCUAUCUUGAUUCCCUUGUUUUCCAAACUUAGAUGAAAAAGUUCCUGAAUGAUCAAAUAUUUUUAUACAGUGAUUGUGUCAAUGGAAAAUAUGAGCAAAGUUUUUGAAGAUUCAUAUUGGCUGAAGAUUAAUUUGGUUAUGAGCCCUGAAUAGAGUGUGACUGAAAAUUGCAUACAAUGAGUACAAGUCAAGUAUUUAAAAUAUUUUUAUUCAUCCAAACUACAAAACUACCCAAUAAAUGAAGUACAGUUUACUCUUAGAAUUACUACCUGUACGUACGGUGCAUCAAUGGGUUAGGAUUGGUAAAAUGGAAUUAAGAAGGAAAACUAAUCCACCUGAGUGCUAAAUGAGUAUAUAUAUAAACAUGCAUAUUUAUUAUCUAAGUUGUGAGAAAUUUCAACUUAUCAGACGCAAACCAGCUGGUUGUUCAAAAGGGACUGGCAACAAAUGGAUCUUGGGAGUAAAGACAAACAAAUCUCAUUUGGAGGCAAAGUGGAUGGUUAGGACCUGGGAACUCUAGAUUUCAAUUCCAGUGCCUUCACUCAUUAACUCCUAGAGGUGAUUAACAUGUGAAUUCUCCUUGCAAUUGCAAAAUGUUAUCUUGCAAACAGGUUAUGAGAACAUACAAGCUUAUCAGCUGGUGGGUGUUAUUCUGAUGUAAUACCAAAUUCUCUUGUCGGAUUUAUAGAGAAAUGUAUGGUAGUCAGUGGGAAGAAUUACUAAUUGGAUCUUUGAAUUCAAAAGGUGAAGCCGCUUGGCCAUGCCCUUUCUGCAACUUGCAAUUAAAUAACAUUGGAGCGAGAAAAUCUCCUUAAAUUCAUUUUGGAAAUGAUUGGUGAAAAAGACAUAUAUAGCUAAACUGUACAUCAUUCAUUUAAAAGAAUAUACCUAAUUGAAACACUUUUACCUAACUAUCUGAAACCCCUUGUACAAGGCACAGAAAAUUGAGGUCCCAUUGAUUAUGUCUUUUUCUUUUGGUUUUUAUUUUUGCUCUAUUCAGUGAAGUUUUGUCCAGAUUACAUUAGACCACAUGUUAGUUCUUUGCCCUGACAAGGGCUGUGUCUUCCUGAAAUAUCUGCUCUUCUUAUUCGAAAGAAUGAAGUAAAAGGCACACCACAUGAAGAAAAGCUAAAUAUAUCCUAGACUCGUUUAAGUUUCCUUUUCUGAAUAUAAUUUUCCUAUGUAUCUGACUGCUCUUGGGGUGUUAGUCAAUUUUGCGCUAAUCCCCUUCCCCCUGGCUUCUGUAUUUGAGGGCUAACGAUGCAUCGACACCGUUGAGUGUUUCUGCUGCUUGCGAAGAAAUUUUGCUCAAAAAAAUUGAAUGAUUCGACUUAAGUUUUCACUGGCAUACAGCAUUUGAAUGAUUCAUAGAAUUAUAACACAUUUACCUCAGAAUGUAUAUUUUCUUAGCUGUACGGCUUCUGACUAGUAUACGCCCAUCUGGCGCUGUUACAACUCGAUGUGGAUCUUUUAGAGGAACGGUAGUUUUGCCUGUAAAGCGACCGUCCAAAGAAAAUUGCUGAACUCUGUUAUUGCGUGAGUCACAAACAAGAAAGUUAUCAGAGCCGUCUAAACACAUGCCACAGGGUUUGUUGAACUGUCCGUCUUGAUUCCCUUUUUCGCCAAACUUGUACAGGAAAGUGUUUGACGCAUCAAAUGCUUUUAUGACGUGAUUGUCUCUUUCAAUUACCAGGAAAAUGUUUUUGUAAGGAAUGCAGGUGUUCGGUUUGCUGAGUUUCUCUGGACCACUGUCUCCUAUUGUGAAUAGAGCUUCGCCCUCUUUUGACAUUACUUGAACUCUAUUGUUUACGUAUUCAGUGACAACAAUACGUUCUGUAUCGUCAAGGCAAAUACUAAGUGGAGUAUUAAAGUGUCCUUUUCCCUCACCUUUUUUUCCAAAGGUUUUUACAACAGUUCCUGUCUGGAUAUUUAUAUGUUGAAUUCUAUUAUUGAAUUGAUCUGCAAUAAGAAUUUCGUUGUUGUUUAAAAAUAACACUCCAGCUGGAUAUUGGAAUUGUCCAGGAUCUGCUCCCUCUUUUCCAAAUUGUUUUAAACAGUUCCCAUCUUUAUUGAAUACAAAAACACAGUGUCCAAGAGUAUCUACAACAGCUAUGUCGCCUUGCCUGUUUACAGCGAUUCCAGUGGGUCCCUCGAACCCCUGUCCUUUGUUGAACUUCAAGUCCAAUUCACCGACCACGACAAGUUGACGUUGUUUCACUGCCAACGUGAACGGAGAGGUGGAAAGCUCUUCGCCAUUAAUCUUCACCUCAACGUUGUAGGGGCCAGGCACUAUAGGUGUAAAUUUCAGCUUAAGAUUGCCGUCUCCUUUUUCUUCAACACUUUCGUUUGUAACAUCUUUGGUGGGUUUUAUCAGCAAUUCAACUUGAUCGUUUAGAUCGGCCUGGUUACAAAUCUCUCCCUCUGCUGUUUUUAGACAUAACGUAAACUCUGCUUCUACACCAGCCUGGAAAGUUUGAUCCAGUCCUUCUACAGUUGAUGUAGCUGCUUUUGCCGGUUUCUCGGUGAGUUGAAUAAAACCCAGUUUCAAGUCUUGUUGCGAUGCCACGGUAAAUUUGACAAAUGUUGUUGGAUGAUGCCUUGAAACCUCAACUCCACGAAGCUCUUGAAAUUUCUCCUUCAAAGUUGUCUUGGUCUUUAUAAUAUCCCAGACUGGGCUUCUCUGCACGAGAUUUUCCGCAAACUCAGCCUCUUGGUGUAUUUGUUUUACCAGCGAUUCCAGUUCUUGUUUAGCCGAGUUAAUUUGCUCUAUUCUCUUUCUACGCGUCAUUUCUAAGGACUCUAAAAGCUGUUUUUCUUGCUGUCGCGUCUUUGUGAUCACGUGUUGAGCUGCCUCAGACACGUCUUGUUUAGCGAUUGCGAUAAUCAUUUCCACAUCCUCAGAGGUUUUCUCAAGUUUUUCUAUCUCUUCUCGAAACAAGUUUACCUUUUUCUUGAUGGUGUCGACGUUCGACAUGAUGUAUUUCCUAUGCUCCUGCACUGCCUUUUCAAUAACGUCGAACUCAUGGCAUCGGUGAUCUUCGGCGAAGCAAACAGGACAAAUACACGCUUCACAGGAAGAGCAGAAAUAUCGUAGUCUUUCGUUCUUGUGUUGCGAGCAAAAUGGCGGCCUCAGCAAGGCCUCGCGAUCUUCCGUUUCAAGAAGACCUACCAAACUAUUUUGGUGAAAGCUGGUGGGUAAACGGUCGAAGCGAUUACCUUCUGGUAGAUUGAUUUCCGCCUGACACUCGGGGCAUCUGAAUUUGCCUUGUCUGUGGGUUUUUGUUGCAUGUUCCUCCAAACACUUGCAACAAAAAGUGUGGAAGCACGAUAAUAUUUUGGGGUCUUUGUAAGUAUCGAGACAAAUUGAACAUGUGACUUGUUUCUUGAGGUUUUCCACGAGAGGUUCCAUCACGAUCGCCUUGAAGAACAGAUUAUUCAAGCGACGAAUACAAACAGACAAUUGUGCAAUCAAAGAUUUAAUUUUUAACUCCGAGAAAACAGCACAAAGUCCUUGACAGCUAAGUUUUUGCGGCCAAUCACAUUCAAGGACGUAGUUGACCUUUUUUGUAACGUUAUGUCAGUGUUGUUUCCUCGUGUAAAAUGAAUAGACUUAGUCGGUCGUGCUGAAACCUUGAAACCGUGGAAGGCUCCUUUUAAAUAUUAUCACAAAAUUUCUGAAAGCUGAUUUGCUGAGACUGAUGACAUUUUUUAUCAAUCACGAGGGAUUUUUUGGUAAUCAAUAGGGCAUGAUUACUUAAUGCUGAUUGAGCCUUUUUGAUGUUUGCGACAACGGUUUAAUGAUUGGAAUUCAACUGAAUGAAGCAGUGUAACGUUAUUAACUGUAUUCAGCCACAUAUGCAGGACUAUAACUUUCCAGCAGUUUUGUCACGCAGAGCGCUCAAAGACUAAUUGGAUAGGCUAACGCCAAAACGGUCUGUCGCGUUCACGAGCAACAGUCGUUUUUGGGUCUACCCUCACCCCGACGAUCAUACAAAUCAUACAACACAAUCGCUUCACAACAAGACAACAGAUAUGUCCUGUGCGGUUAGAGUGUACGUCUUAGUCUUAAACUGUCAUCGAUGUACCGUUCGUGUAAACAAUUUUGCCGGUGGUUUUCUCUAAGAACAGAAAAUGCUUUAAAAAUAUUGGAACAAACAGCCUUUGUUUCCGAUUCCUAGAAAACAACACAAAGUCCGUGUGAGCUGAUCUAUUUUUGUCUUGUCACUUUUGUUUGGCUUAGUUGACCUUUCUGUAACGUUAAACUGAUUAUCUCGUGCGUUUUUAAAAGUAAAUAUCUAUCUGUCUGAAAGCUUUAUUGUUAGAAAAUCCGUUGUUUGAGUUUUAUUGUUAAUGAAAUAGCAAAUAAUUCAUGGCUUGUUACUGAAAGGAAAACUUCGGGGCCUUAUGGCGAGGAGAGAUUUAGAUAAGCAAGGUUGAAAAGCGCUAAACGUGCUUGAGAGACUCUCAUCAUUUAACGAUAUUAUCGCCCUUCAUUGUUCUUAUAAAUGUGUUUAAAGCUUCUUUCCCUCUUCCCCUUGUUUUUUCAUCAAUUUUCUGUCUACUGUCAGAUUCGGUCUUAAAGAUUGUUCCACACUCGUGAAGUACUAAAUUUACAAGUUUUGAGCAGUCUACGUACAGGCGACGCUUCUUUGAAAUAUGCUUUUAUUAUCAAACAAUUUGUUGAGAUAUGCAUUUAAUCCUGUGAACCCGUAACAUUUUUGUUGAUAAAAUUGUUGCUAGAACAAGUUUUUGUAGAAAAGGUCGUUGUCGACAGAUUGUUCUCUAAAGACUGUUUGUGUAAGAAAUUUGCUUUAAAAUAUGAAUGAUUCGACUUUAGUUUCUGCUGGCAUACAUGCAGCAUUGAAUGAUUCGUAGAAUAGUAACACAUUCACUUCAGUAUAUAUAUUUUCUUAGCUACAAGGCUUGUGACUAGUAUACGCCCAUCUGGCGCUGUUAUAAUUUGAAAUGGACUUUGUAAAGGAACGGUAGUUUUGCCCGUAAAGCGACCGUCCAAAGAAAAUUGCUGAACUCUGUUAUUGAAAUAGUCACAAACAAGAAGGUUAUUAGGGCCGUCUAAACACAUGCCACGGGGUGAGUUGAACUGUCCGUCUUGAUUGCCUUUUUCGCCAAACUUGUACAGGAAAGUGUUUGACGCAUCAAAUGCUUUUAUGACGUGAUUGUCUCUUUCAGUUACCAGGAAAAUGUUUUUGUAAGGGACGCAGCUGCAUGGUGUGCUGAGUUUCUCUGGACCACUGUCUCCUAUUGUGAAUAGAGCUUCGCCCUCUUUUGACAUUACUUGAACUCUAUUGUUAGAGAAUUCACUGACAACAAUACGUUCUGUAUCAUCAAGGCGAAUACGAAGUGGAUUCUUGAAGUGUCCUUUUCCCCCACCUUUUUUUCCAAAGGUUUUUACAACAGAUCCUGUCUGGAUAUUUAUAUGUUGGAUUCUAUUAUUUACUUGAUCUGCAAUUAGUAAUUCGUUUUUGUUUAAAAAUAACACAUCAUAUGGAUAUUUAAAUUGUCCAGGAUGUGUUCCUUCUUUUCCAAUUUGUUUUGAACAGUUCCCUUCUUUAUUGAAUACAAAAACACAGUGUCCAAGAUUAUCUACAACAGCUAUGUCGCCUUGCGUGUUUACAGUGAUUCCAGUUUGUCGCUUGAACUCCUGCCCUUGGUUUAACUUCAAUUUCAACUCACCAACUACGACAAGUUGACGUUCUUUCACUGCCAAAGGGAACGGAGAGGUAGAAAGCUUUUCGCCAUUAAUCUUCACCUCAACGCUGUAGGCGCCAGGCACUUUAGGUGUAAACUUCACCGUAAGAUUUCCGUCUCCUUUUUCGUGAACAGUCACGUUUGUGACAUCUUCGGUGGGUUUUAUUAGCAAUUCAACUUGAUCGUUAAGGUCGGCCUGGUUACUAAUCUCUCCUUCUGAUGUGUUUGGACACAAGGUAAACUCUACUUCCAUACCAGCUUGGAAAGUUUGGUCCAGUCCUUUUACAAUUGAUUCAGCUGCGAGUUGAAUAAAACCCAGUUUCAAGUCUUGUUGGGAUGCCGCGUUAAAUUUGGCAAAUGUAGUCUGGUGAUGUUUUGGAACUUCAACGCCACGAAGCUCUUGAAAUUUCUGCCUCAAAGCUUCUUUGUUCUGCAUUAUAUCCGAGCUUGAGCUUCUCUGCACCAGAUUCUCCGCAAACUCAGCUGCUUGGCUGAUUUGUUUUACUAGGGAUUUUACUUCCUGUUUAGCCGCGUUAAUCUUCUCAAGUCUCGACAUGCGUGUUGUUUCCAGGGAUACAAUCGCUUCUCGCUCGCGCUGUCGAAUGUUUGCUAUCAUUUGUUGGGCUGUUCGUGAGACUUCUCGCUUGGCUGUUGUGAAAUUUCUAUCAAGCUCAGAAAUCGUUUCUUCGAACUCCUUGAUGACUUGACAAAGUUGAGUUUCUUUUUCCUUGAUGAUCUUAGCACCAGACAUGAUGUUUUCUUUUUCGUCGUGUGCUGCUUUGUCGAACAAAACGGCGAUGUGGUUUUGAUGAUCCGUGACAAUGCAGAUUGGACAAAUGCAAACUUGACACUGCGAGCAAAAGAACCGUGUGACUUCUUUCUCGUGGAACUGUUGUGAGCAAAAUGGCUGUCGCUUCAGUAGUGCUUCGUAAUCCUCUUCUUUAAAGUCCUCAACUGGCGUGACUUUGUGCCCCUCAAACGUUGCAAUCAGCAGUUGAUGCGCAUUGAAACAAUCCAGGCACAUGAAUCGUCCGCAAUCAAAGCAAUAGUACAUCUGAGAGUUGGUUUUUCUGCAAUGGGAACAAGCAAUGCUACUUGCAUCACCACGUUGUCGAACGGCGAGGAGACUCGUCAAACUCUUUUGGAAAAAACUGAUGGGCAAAGGGUCGAAGCGGUUUCCUUUUGGUAAAUCGAUUUCCGCGUGACACUCCGGGCAUCGGAAUUUUCCUUGCCUCUGGCUCAUUAUCGCAUGCUUCUCUAAACACUUGCAACAAAACGUGUGAAGACAUGAUAUAGUUUUAGGUUCGGUGUAAGUAUCAAGACAGAUUGAGCAAGUAACUUGCUUCUUGAGAUCUUUCAAAAGAGACUCCAUCUUCAAAGCGAAUCAAACUAGACUGUCAGGAGACUCAUAAUACAAUGGCUUGAAAGCAGAUAUCAUUUUUAGGUUUCCAUGAAAACAGAACAAAGUCCGUAUCGACUGAUUGCCACUGACCAAUCAAACUCUUUGUUUUGGCUGACUUUUUUAAACCUUAAAGUGAUAUUCUUCUCGACUUGAGAAUUCGUUUUCAACAAUUGUCCUCAAGGAAACUUGUAUCUUCCUUCCGUAACUGUCUGUGUAGUAAAAUUAAAAAAUAUCAUGAAAAUGUUUUUUAACAUGGAUGAUUGUUUCUAUAUUUUUGGGGAGCUGAUGGAAAAAACAAAAAGAAAAGAAAAACAGAAGCAGUGUGUGAUGUUUGUUGCUAAUUCCGUGUGAGAAGAAACAAGGUCACGCAUUGUUUAACUUCAGGGGAUCAGCCGAAAUUAUUCAAGUGCCUUUGUAGCAAUUCGUUUUGACUUUGUCCUUUUAGAGGUUCUCUUUGGCAAGCCACCUCGUCAAGUUAUCUAUUCAAGCAGGAAGCGAAUCUUUCCUUAGCUGUCUUGCCUUUUUUCGAUAUAGCAAUUGUUAGGCGAGAAAACGCGAAGCGAGCGCGCUCGAGCGAUCUCGUGCGAAAGAAAAGGAAUACAAAUCACUACCCACAGUCCCUUACAUGUGCGACCGUUAAAUUUUCCGUUGAGACUCCUAUGUCUUUCGUGCUCUGGGCGGGGAUUUAAAUCUGUGAAGGGACAAGGGAAAAAAUUUCAGAUAUUUCAGUUAGUUGAGCCGGGCGAUUUGUCAAGGAAAAACGUAUCACAAUUUUUCAUCCACACUGCCAGAGAAAAGUGUUAAAGGGAAAGCCCGUAGCAUACAGCUUCAUUUUACGUCGUGUCAAACCUAGCAUAUACAACUAGUACAUUUAACCUUCUAUUUUUCGUUUUAUUCACCAGGAGGUGAAAACAAAUCCGAAUAAUUACGACGCGUGGUUUGAUUACCUACGUCUGAUGGAAAGUGAGGCAGAUCCCGAUGCAGUGAGAGAAGUUUACGAAAGAGCCAUCGCCAAUAUUCCACCCGCCGAGGAAAAGCGUUUAUGGAGACGAUACAUUUACCUGUGGAUCAACUAUGCGCUGUAUGAAGAACUUCUGGCCAAGGUUUGUUCUAUUUUUGCAGCUGUUGGCCUACGCAGAUGUAGAUCAAGUCUGCAGAAGAAACUGACUCGUAUAAGUUCUUCAUCUUAAUCCGGGUUUUGUUACCUAAGGUGGAUUAGAGCGGUUUUGUCAAUAUCCUUCCAUGGAAAGCUAGUCCAUCUUAGUUCACCCUACUCCUCAGGUUUGUUUUUACCCCUCUCCCCUCCCUGAGCAUUUCCUUAGGUUUUCAUGGCAGUUCACUAGUACUCACUCGGACUUGUACCCCUGGGUGAAAAGAAGCACUACAAAAUUAAAGUUUAAUGCUUAUGAACGGAACACAAUGAAGGGUCGAACACACACCUCUAGUUCCAGAGUUUAGCAAGUGAACUAUUAGAAAUUUGUGCCAAUGCUUCUCCAAAGUGCAGAGGUAAAUUUUAUUCCACAUUGAAAACUUAAAGUUUUCUUGUAUCCGUCUGAUUCUUGUUGUUACAGGACAUGGACCGCACAAGACAGGUGUAUCGUGCAUGUUUGGAUCUUAUACCACACAAGAAGGUAAACAACUUUUGAGAACUACCUUAUUUGCGGUGCGUAGCGGUUGUUAUAUCCUGUACUAUACUACUGCUUGAACAUUACAACGCUCCCUACUCUGUCUGAUUAUUUCUGAAACCCUAAUUCUCCCAACUAAUAACCAAUCAUUUCUUUGCUGGGUAUCCAUAGGAAUUUAUUGUUGUAUCAAGAAAAUGUUCCCAAUGUUCCCAAUGUUCCCUUCAUACGGCUUGACAGAGUAAAACUUAAACUAGGAUUUUUUCAUGUUGUUGGAAACUUUGCUUUUCCAUUUAAGUGUUAUUUUGGUGUCUUUAAUUUGUUCUUAAAAGGAUAAGCAAGGUUUUGGAUAUAUUUCGGUUUCUUUUUAACGAGAUUAAGCAGUGAAUGUCUGUUUUUUAUUUUUUCAUUUCCAGUUCACUUUCGGUAAAGUCUGGCUAUUGUAUGCACAGUUUGAAAUCCGUCAGAAGGAUCUCAAGGCAGCACGGCAGGCGUUGGUGAGUGUCAUGGGUGAUUUCAUUAUCUGGAUGAAUAGGGCGGGCGGGCGCAGUCUUGCUCAAAAGUGGGUGAGAAGGGAACCGUUUGCAGAUCAGAUUGUGUUGAUUCUUGUUUCGUCCCGAUUCAUUUUAAAGUGUUCUUCUGCAAGACAGUUACUUUCACAAUGCCUCUCUGAACCAAGAGGUAUGAUUGGGUAUCGGCGAACUGUUUGGGAAAACCUUACGAGGGUGCUUGGUGCAAAGUUGACUGCAGUGGACAAUACUUUAGAUGGCUUGAUGCCAACGAAAACGAGCUUGGCUGGUAGAGAUGUAAAGAUUUGUUGUGAACACAAAAUCACGAUCUGCCUAAUCCAUUAGCGCGCUAGAGUUCCACGACUCUUCCCACGAAAUUAAUGGUUUACAUCGGCGAAGAUAAUCGCGGAUUUCUUAGAAUGAAGAUACUAUGAAUAGUGAUACUCUUCCUGGAUAUGUGGUAGUUCAUCGUAGGCUUCCAACCCCCCCUCCCCCUCCAGUUUUCUGUGGAUCCUCGCCUGUACUUAUUUAACCCCUUAACUCCUAAGAUCUCAUUAGUAAUUCUCCUUACUGUCUGCCAAAUGAUUCUCAUUAUGUUAUUUUGGAGAAUUUGGUAUCGGAUCAAUUAGUAAUCCCAUAAUUGAUAUUUUUCUUUAUUCUCGUCACUUUUCUGCAUAAUAUUGUAUAGAAAUAGCGAGGAGAAAUUCUGUCUUGGUCACUCACGAGAGUUAAAGGGUUAAGGCCUACUGAAUGGAGGGAGAUGGAGGGAGGUACUAUGUCUCAUCAAGACAUAAACAAUGGGACAUCGUUUUCUCCUGGCCCCAUCCAACAACAUAAAAAGUGGCCUGGUCAGGAACUUUCAAUCCGUGUUCCAGCUUUCCGAACCACCAGUCCAGUCCAUUGGGCCUCACAUACGCUCUGCUAAUGUAUUAUUUGUGUUCGUCACAGGGCACAGCGAUCGGGAAAUGUCCCAAAGACCGACUCUUCCGAGAAUACAUCGGUCUCGAGUUACAGGUGAGUAGAAGGAUUAUGAAAAGGAACUCCAAGGAGUUGAGACCUUAAUCUAAAAAUCUUUAUCGAAGUGAUUUUCUAAGCCUUCCUCCUUCCACUCCUGAACCAUUUCAAUUCGUAUUUUUUCUCGACUUUUUGUGUUUCUUAGAAAUAUUGGUUACUUUUUUAGCUGACACGAAUUGCGACUCCGUGACGGUGUCUCUAGUUACCCUUUGUGAUGCAAAUUCUGCCUCAUUGUCCGUUUUGCUUUUAACAGCUUCGAGAAUUUGAUCGCUGUCGUAAGUUGUACGAGAAAUUCCUGGAGUUUAAUCCUGCAAAUUGUACCACAUGGGUCAAGGUUAGGAGAGAAUGUUUUAUGUUUUUAUAGUAGUUGUUUUUUAUUAUUGUUUCAUAGGUGUGCUUUUCUGUAAACACUUGCAAUUAACAAACUUUGUCAAAACUGUUUUUGACAAAAACAAAACUUGAAAACAGACGGAAGGUUUUCGAAUUGGGAAUGAGAAACUAAGAAACGUUUGAUUAAACAAACGUAAGAACAAACGAUCGAAGGCAGGCCUGGAUCGAAGGAAUGUCCAGUCGCGCGCCCACACGAAUGAAAAAAAACAAAACAAAUAAAAUUAGGGCAUGAAUAUUAACAAACAGGGACCUUAGGCGGUUAGGACGGCAACGCUGAAGGAGACGUCGAUCAAGAGAUGAAUUUAUCUUUUUAGUUAAGAUUUUGCAAAUGGCUGGACGUGUUUAUUGUCUCUUACGGCACUACAUCUUUACUUCGGCAUAACUUAUGUAAGCAGUGUUGAGUUCAAAAUGGAAUUUUAAAUAAUUUGCCGUCGGAGUUUCCUUUCUCAGACCACGCAAAUUUUGGUGAUUUCACGUCGUUGUUUUGCAGAGGAAGGCUAAGAAAUGUACAAAUUUUAAAUCGCACGAGCUGAGCUAUUGUUCUGCUCAUUAGAUCUUUUGUUUUUCCACUUCCUCGUUGCUGUCGAUGUUGGGGUUAGCUUAAGGUUCGCAAUGAACAAGUUAGGGAACGAAAUUAAAUCGACGAUAUCUUUAUUAAAUGUGCGGCAGUCAAGAGAGACUAUGUGUAAGAUAUGUGAAGAAGGAAAAGUACCGUGAAUAGUUCGGGAGAGGUAACAGAUUAACCCUUUAACUCCCAAGAUAAAAUAGUCAAUUCUCCCCUUUAGCUGCGACACAUUUCCUCGUAAAUUCUUUGGGAGAAUUGGGUGUUAGAUCAAGAUGUAGACUGCUAUCUGAUAAGUUUGAGUUUGCUAGAUAAUGUGUUCAUGUUAUAGGGAGAAGUUACACGUUGAUCACCCUAUGGGAGUGAAAGGGUUAACUUGCAAAUAGAGCACUUUUCGAUCGAGGCAGUGAGAUAUCGACGAUAGUGAACCGCUGGUAGUCGGCUGUUAUUGAAACCUUUGCUCUGUUUUCUCCUUUUUUCUAUUUUUAGUACGCCGAACUGGAAACCAUUCUUGGUGAUACUGACAGGGCACGUGCGCUGUUUGAAUUGGCUGUUAACCAACCUUUGCUUGAUAUGCCCGAGGUAAUGUAUUGCAAUGAAGGGUGUAUUUAACUCAACGCACGGCAUAUUCUGUUUUUUUCUGCUGUGGGAAAAGCUGCGCGGGGUUCCAUUCCAUCUCGGAAGAGUAACAAUACUUUUGGUCUCUAAUUGUGCUCUCGAAACUAGAAUGAGCUUCGACAGAUAUGCAAAUUUGUGGAACCUGUAUUAAGCGGCAUCGUAUUUAGCGGUCGGUUGUCAAAGUCCGGAAUAGUCUCCCCUUAAUUACUGUAAUUUUCACCUUGGAUUAAAAUCGGAAGUUAUGUUUUCAUGAGAAGUUAAUGGUUCAUCAUUUUUCGUGAAAAUGCUUCACUUCCUUUCGACUAUUAAAAUUCGUAUUCUCAAAAUUUGUUUCAAGCACGAGUACGCGGUGUAAGUUCCUCUCUUUGAAGGUUAUGUAAAAAUAUGGAAUCAGCUAUGCAGAACGGAAGUGACGUUUAUAGGGUACUUUAAAUUCUAAUAUUGUCCUGUGAUUUAAACGUGAGGCUAAUUUACAGUCGUGAUCGUCUAGUGCUUAUGUUUUUACUCAGCUUUCACGAAAUUUUUCCUUUGUUUUCCCCUCUUUAAAUUGUUCAAGUUGUUAUAUUAUGUUAACAUCUAGCAACAAGUAAAUAACAGUAGUUUUCGUUGUUCUCAGGUUUUGUGGAAAGCUUACAUAGAUUUUGAGAUAAACUUGGAAGAGUACGACAAAACACGAGAUCUGUAUGAGAGGCUACUAAAACGAACGCAACACGUCAAGGUUGUAUUUUUUAAUUGUUUUUCCCUAAAAAAUUAUAUCUCUGCUAUUUUGUUGAAUCUCCUGUACAUGAGUAAUUAUUUCUAUUAUGUCCUUCUAUUCGUGUAUGAUUGUUUUUAGUGCCUUGCAAGUGUACUUUGUCGUUAAUUUCAUCAUGAUAUUAAUUAAUUAACCGCGAACAUGUCGAAGCAAAUUUACAGCCAUGUUUCCUUGUAUUCGCUUACCUUGAUUUUCCUGAAAUGUUCUCUUCAAAGGUUUGGAUUAGUUUUGCACAGUUCGAGGCCUCUACAGCAACUGAUGAAAGCAUCAUACAAGCAAGGUAUGUAAAAAGGCUAUACUAUAUUCUAGAUCGAGACCGUUACGGUAAUAAUUCAUAAGAGGAAAGCCUAAAGUCACGCAACGCCCGACGAACCUUUGCGGAGAGCCCCAGAGCAAACAACUCAAUGAAAGAAUUUAUUUGUUCUGUAGGAGAGGAUUCAUGAUGGAAUAUUUAAGUUGAAAUAGUUCUACUGCUUCAAAUGCUAUCAAAAAAUCUGUGAAAUCGAAUCCUCUUAGACGUGAAUCAUCUUUCUCUAUCUUGAAUGUGCUCUAAAUAUUAUUUUUCAGGAUUGUUUACGAACGCGCCAGCAAGUCUCUCAGAAACGCAGAGGAGAAAGAAGAACGAGUGAUGGUACUGGAAGCGUGGAAAGAGUUCGAGGUAUUAUUAAAAUUGGUUGUAUGAAUAAGGAAACUUUUUUGAAAGGUCGAAUCCAAUUUAAUUUUAUUAAUUUGAUCCUUUAGGACGAAUAUGGAGACGAAAGCUCACAAGAAAAAAUAAAGAAAAAGAUGCCUCGCCGAGUAAAGAAGAGGAGAAAAGUACAAACGGACGACGGAGUAAGAAAUCUCUUCAAACUUCUUCAAGUAACUUUGAUUGUCUGUCGUCACGCAAUCCGUUGCCUAAGCCAAAAUGUCGCGUGACAUAUCGAUUCUGUUUUCAGUUUUCUUACGAAUUUGUUCCAAAUGUGGCUGUUAUCAGAGGUAAUUCGUAGCCGCGUGUAUAGUAUUUUAGCCUCACUGCAAUUUUCUUUUCUCUUUGUUAGAUUUUAUGUUUUUCUUUGGAGAUUUGAAACACCAUUAAAAUUAUUUUUCCUUGCAGUCAGACGCUGGAUGGGAAGAAUACUAUGAUUACAUCUUUCCUGACGAUGAAGCCAACAUGCCAAACUUUAAACUGCUCCAGAUGGCCAGGCUUUGGAAAAAGAACCAACAACAAAUGGAAUAA